Messenger RNA from Oryzias melastigma (Indian medaka), 75434 nucleotides. It is a transcript of the gene ttn.1, whose product is annotated as titin, tandem duplicate 1. Lineage: Eukaryota; Metazoa; Chordata; Actinopteri; Beloniformes; Adrianichthyidae. Gene Ontology annotation, molecular function: ATP binding; protein binding; protein kinase activity. Gene Ontology annotation, biological process: protein phosphorylation. The record is from RefSeq and is a predicted model, not a curated record.
UGAAUUGUCCUCGGGAUGCCCUGUUUCUCUCCCCAGAAGAUGGAGGGUGUGGAGACACCUCCACUGCUGGGCCACAAGACUCCACCCAGAGUUCCACCGAAACCUGCCUCCAAAUCGCCAACACAACCUUUACUGGUCCCUAAAAUGGCUGGAGGUCGCCAGCAGUCCCCCUCACCCGUCAGACACGUGAAGGCGCCCACACCCACUCCUGUUAGGCCGGUCAAAUCUCCAAUCACGACACGCAAACAGCCUGCUGCUGCUGAUGUCCGCCCGCCAUGGAAACGGGCAGGUGAUGCUGACGUCCCUGAGCAGCCAAUCACAGGAGCCAAAGAGGUGGGGAGGGAGGAAGCCACGCCAGCUGCUGUUGGCCCCAUGGUACCGCCCACAGUGGUGUCUGUCCUGAGGAAUACAAAUGUGACUGAAGGGGAGUCAGUGACUUUGGAGUGUCAGAUCACUGGUCACCCUACCCCCAUCAUCAUGUGGUUCAGAGAGGACUAUAAGUUUGAAAGCUCCACUGAUUUCCAGAUGAGCUAUGAUAAUGGAUUUGCACGGUUGGUAAUUCGUGAAGCAUUUGCAGAAGACAGCGGACGCUUCACCUGCACAGCCACUAAUGCAGCAGGAACGGUCAAUACCUCCUGCUACCUUCUUGUCCAGGUAUCUGAAGAAAUUGAGAGCAGACAAGAGCCAGGAGAAGAUGCAGAAACUCUUGAGAAAAUGGCAGGAGAAGCCAAAGAGGACACUAUGUCCCAGGUGAGCGAGGCAGACAGCACUGCAGCUGCUGCUCCCUUUUUCACAAAGAGGCCGACCAUCCAGAAGCUGAUUGAGGGUGGAAGUGUUGUGUUUGGAUGUCAAGUUGGUGGAAGCCCCAAACCACAAGUUAUCUGGAAGAAGAGUGGUGUGCCACUCACCACUGGAUACAGAUACAAAAUUGCACACAAGAAGGAAACUGGAGAGUGCUGGUUGGAGAUUUCCAUGACAUUUGCCGAUGAUGCCGGUGAAUACUCUGUUUUUGCCAAGAAUCAGCUUGGAGAAGUAUCAGCCUCCACCAGCCUGCUGGAAGAGGAGGACUACGAGGCCUACAUGAAGAAACAAGAAGCAACCUUUAAGACUGAAGUGACUGCUUUCGUGCAAGAGCCCAAAGUUGGAGACAUUCCCCCUUUUCCUGUUCCUUCCAUGGAGCAGAUGACGGCCACAGUUAUCUCUGGACAGGAAUUCCAUCUGUCUGGUGCUGAGCAGAGGACCAUUCAAGAGAUUGAGAUUAAUAUCAUGAAGAUCACAUACAGAGAGAUUGUCACAGAGGAUGGAGAGUUGAUGGUGACUGCUGCCCCUACUGAGGCAGUGCCACCAGACUUCAACACUCCUGUCAAAAACUACAGGAUUAUGGAGGGGAUGGGUGUCACCUUCCAUUGCAAGAUGGCAGGAAUGCCGCUCCCCAAGAUCGCCUGGUUCAAAGAUGGCCAGCGUAUCAGGCAUGGCGAUAAAUACCAGAUUGAGGUCCUUGAAGAUGGAAGAGCUAGCCUCCGUCUGCCUGUGGUCAGGCCAGAAGAUGAAGGUGUGUACACUGCCUUUGCCUCCAAUGUGAAAGGAAACACAGUGAGCUCUGGGAAACUCUAUGUAGAGCCAUCUGGAAUGGCUACACCUCAGAGAUAUACUCCACAGCAAGUGCAAAGAUUCCGGUCUACAUCUCCUCGUUCACUGAGUCGUUCACCUGGCCGAUCUCCUAGCCGCUCACCUGGACGCUCACCGGCUCGCCGACUUGAUGAAACUGAUGAGGCUCAGCUGGAAAGACUUUACAAACCUGUUUUUGUUAUGAAGCCUUCCUCCUGUAAAUGCUCAGAAGGACAGACCGCCAGGUUUGAUCUGAAAGUCAUUGGCAGACCGAUGCCUGACACAUACUGGUUUCACAAUGGACAACAAGUGGUUAGUGACUACACCCAUAAAAUAGUGGUUAAAGAGGAUGGCACUCAGUCACUCAUCAUUGUCCCGGCCAUGCCACAAGACUCUGGAGAGUGGACCGUCAUUGCUCAGAACAGGGCUGGACGCUCAUCCAUCUCCAUCACUUUGACUGUUGAUGCUAAAGAAACCUUGGUGCGACCACAGUUCACAGAGAAGCUGAGAAACAUCAGUGUGAAACAGGGAACCUUGGUUGAACUUGCUGUCAAAGCCAUUGGAAACCCUCUGCCAGAUAUUGUCUGGCUGAAAAACAGCGACAUAAUCACCGCACACAAGCACCCAAAUAUCAAGAUCGAAGGAACAAAAGGAGCAGCCAAAUUCCAGAUUCCCUCCACUACCGGUUCAGACAGCGCCUGGUACACUGCAACAGCCAUCAACAAGGCUGGCAGGGACACCACCCGCUGCAGAGUCAAUGUGGAGGUGGACUAUGAAGAGCCUGAGCCAGAGAGGAAGCUAAUAAUUCCCAAAGGAACCUACAAAGCUAAGGAGAUUACACCUCCAGAAGUGGAGCCUCUACACCUGCGUUAUGGUCAGGAGCAGUGGGAGGAGGGUGACCUUUAUGAUAAGGAGAAACAGCAGAAGCCACAGUUCAAAAAGAAGCUAACCUCAGUUCGCAUGAAGUGCUUUGGUCCUGCUCAUUUUGAGUGCAGACUCACUCCUAUUGGUGACCCUACCAUGGUUGUGGAGUGGCUGCAUGAUGGAAAACCUUUGGCUGCAGCCAAUAGGCUGCGUAUGGUCAAUGAAUUUGGCUACUGCAGCCUUGAUUACGAAGUUGCAUAUGCCAGGGACAGUGGUGUCAUCACCUGCAGAGCCACCAACAAGUUUGGAGUGGAUCAGACGUCUGCCACCCUGAUUGUCAAGGAUGAGAAGGGUCUGGUUGAGGAAACUCAGCUUCCUGAAGGCAGGAAAGGAGCCCAUCGAAUUGAUGAAAUGGAACGACUGGCAAAUGAAGGGGGACCUUAUGGAGUCACUGCUGAAGAGCAAACAGAGAAACUGAAACCUGAGAUUGUACUUCUUCCUGAACCUCUCAGAGUUAUGGAGGGUGACACAGCACGAUUUCGCUGCAGAGUCACGGGUUAUCCACCACCAAAGGUUAACUGGUAUCUUAACGGACAGCUUAUAAGAAAAAGUAAGAGAUACAGACUUAGUUACGAUGGUAUCUACUACCUAGAGAUUACAGAUGUGAAAUCCUAUGAUUCGGGAGAGGUCAAAGUAGUGGCAGACAACAACCUGGGGUCAGCUGAACACACAGUGAAACUGGAGAUUCAGCAGAAAGAGGACUUCCGAAGUCAUUUGCGCCGAGCUGCUGAGGCACCCUAUGAAGCUGGUAAAACACAGUUUGAGGUGGUAAAAGCUGAGAAAGCCCCCGAGGAUGCUCAGCAGAAAGAGGUCAUCAAGCUCAAGAAGGCACAAAGAAUUGUUCAUGAGAAAGCCAUAGAGGAGUCGGAGGAGCUGAGGAGCAAAUUCAAACGCAGGACAGAGGAGGGAUACUAUGAGUCCAUUACUGCUGUGGAGCUUAAAUCUCGAAGGAGGGAUGAUUCAUAUGAAGAUCUGCUGAAAAAGACAAAGGAGGAGUUGCUUCACCGCGUCAAGGAGAAAGAAGAGGCUGAGAAGAAGAUGCAGGAGGAGCGUAAACUUUCUGAAAAAUCUUUUAAACCAGAGAGACUCAAGCUUGCCCCUAACAUGGAAGCUCCUAAAAUCAUUGAGCGUAUUAUUAGCCAGACAGUCUCACAGGGUGAUGAAGUGAAGUUCAGGGUCAGAGUUGUUGGUAAGCCAGAUCCCACGUGCCAGUGGUUUAGGAAUGGAGUUCAGUUGGAGAAGUCAGACCGUGUCAGCUGGUUCUGGCCUGAAGACCAUGUGUGUGAACUGGUGAUCAGAAAUGUCUCAGCUGAAGAUUCUGCUAGCAUCAUGGUGAAGGCCUCCAACACUGCAGGAGAGACCUCCAGCCAUGCUUUCCUUCUGGUCCAAGCAAAACAAGCAAUCACUUUCACUCAGAAGCUGGAGGAUGUUGAUUCCAAGGAGAAGGACACAAUGGCUACAUUUGAGUGUGAAACCAAUGAGCCCUUUGUUAAGGUCAAAUGGCUGAAGAACAAUUUGGAGAUCUUCUCUGGGGACAAAUACAGGAUGCACUCUGACAGAAAGGUCCACUUUCUGUCUGUACUGAUGAUUGAGAUGAGAGAUGAUGCAGAAUACACUUGUGCUGUUAUAGAGGAUGAAGAUGUCCGAACAAUGGCAAAGCUCAAUGUUGAAGGAGACCCUCUGGAGAUCCUGAAGCACCUUGACAGCACAGAGGUCCCGGAGACCUACUCUGGAGAGUUUGAAUGUGUUGUGUCUCGGGAAGAUGCUGAGGGCAGCUGGUUCUUUGGACAAAAGCUGCUGCAACCCAGCAGUAAAUAUGUUGUGUCAUCCCGCCGUGGACGACACACUCUCUCUGUGAAGGAUGUCAAGAAAGAAGACCAGGGAGAAUACACUUUCAAAGUGGGAGAAUUUCAGUCAUCUGCUUCACUUAAGAUGAAAUUGCGCCCUAUUACCCUGAUGACUCCUUUGACCGACCUGACUGUUUGUGAGGGAGACAUUGCCCAGCUUGAGGUCAAGUUCUCCCAGGAGAAUGUUGAGGGAAGGUGGAUGAAGAAUGGAAAGCCUAUUGAGGCUUCAAACCGCGUGCACAUAGUUAUAGACAAACAAAUCCAUAAACUCCUGAUUGAGGACACCAACAAGGAUGACUUUGGAAUGUACUCUUUUGUUGUCCCUGACCAUGACAUUUCAACAUCAGCAAAGCUCAUCAUUCAGACUAUUGGCAUUCUGACCCCUCUCAAGGACAUAACUACUGUUGAGGGCACUAAAGUUGUUCUGGAGGCAAAGAUCUCAGCUCAGGAUGUCAGCUCUGUCAAAUGGUACCACAAAGACAAACUGCUGACAAUCAGUGAGCGGAUCAACAUGGUUGCAAAGGGAACCAAGCAACGACUUGUCUUUGCCAGGAACUAUGCUUCUGAUGAAGGACAGUAUAAACUGGUAGUGGGUCGUGCUGAGACCAGCUGCACACUUACUGUUCAGCCUGUCCGCAUUUUGAAGCCAAUGACUGAUAAGGAGUGCUCUGAGUCUGAGAAUGUCACCUUUGAGGUUGAGGUCUCCCACCCGGGCAUUGACCCCUUCUGGACUUUUAGCGGGCAGCCACUCAAAGGCAGCACCAAGCACAAGAUGGAAUCCAAGGAGAAGCGCCACACCCUGACAGUCAUGAAUGCAAUGAAAGAUGAGGAGGGCCAGUACACAUUUGCUGCUGGGGAGAAGACAUGCAGUGCCUCACUCACUGUAACAGGGGGUGCCAUCAAAAAACCUCUGCGUGAUUUGGUGGUAGCCGACUCACAGACUGCAGUGCUAGAGUGUCAAGUAGCAAACCCGUCUGCAGAGGGAAAGUGGCUGAAAGAUGGCCAGCCUGUAGACUUCAGUGACAAUGUUCAAAGUGAGGUGGUUGGAGCUGUGAGACGUCUUGUGAUUGUUAUUACUAAAGCCACUGACAUUGGAGAAUACACCUAUCAAGUUGCCACCUCCAAGACUUCAGCCAUGCUGAAAGUUGAGGCGGUAAAAAUCAAGAAGACCCUGAAGAACAUGAACGUGGUUGAGACGCAAGAGGCAGUUUUCAGUCUUGAGCUGACCCAUGAAAACGUCAGAGGUGUGCAGUGGAUCAAGAAUGGGGUGGAGAUCCAGCCCAGUGAUAAAUAUGAGAUCAGCAUUGAGGGCACAGCCCAUACCUUGAAGAUACAAAAUUGCAACACACACGAUGAGUCUGUGUACUCCUUCAAACUUGGAAAACUCUCUGCAAACGCCAGGCUCAACGUUGAGACCAUCAAGAUCCUGAAGAAGCCAAAAGAUGUCACAUCACUGUUGGGUGGAACAGCUGUGUUUGAAGUUGGUAUUUCAGAGGACAAUGUUCCAGUGAAAUGGAUGUUCAAAAACAUGGAGUUGAAGCCAAGUGAGCACUACAUGAUGCUCUCAGAGAAGAGGAACCACAAACUGAUUAUUCAGAAUGUGGACAACUCCAAAGAAGGAGAGUACACAGCUGUUGUGGGCCAUCUGCAGUGCAGUGCUCAUCUUGUUGUUGAAUCUUUGCGAGUCACCAGACCCCUAAACAAUGUGGAGGUUCCAGAGACGCUGAUGGCCUCCUAUUCUGAUCACAACUAAGCUGCAGGACAUCAGUGCCCACGAGAAAGACAUGGUCACCUUUGAGACAGCAGUCAACUAUGAGGGAAUCGCAUAUAAAUGGUUGAAAAAUGGCGUUGAGAUCAAAUUCACUGACAGAUGCCAGGCUCGUUGCAAACAGCUGACUCACACGCUGAGCAUAAGGAACGUUCAUUUUGGAGACGGUGCCGAGUACACCUUUCAAGCGGGGUCUGCUGUUUCUGUCGCCAAGCUUCAUGUGGAAGCUCGUGUGAUAGAGUUUACCAAACACCUAAAGGACCUAAGUAUCACAGAGAAGAAAAGGGCCACUUUUGAGUGUGAAGUGUCUGAAGCCAACAUUCAGGUGAUGUGGAUGAAGGACGGCUUGGAGCUGGAGAUGUCUGACAGGUACAAAAUAACUGUGGAUGGAUUUCUGCACCGUCUGGUCCUGCCGUCUGUCCGUCUGUCCGACGCUGGUGAAUACACUGCAGUGGCUGGUUCCAGCAUGUCCAAAGGCCACUUGAUGGUUGAGGGACGAGACAUUAAAAUCUCAGAACCUGCGAACAGAAAUUUCACAGUGGUUGAGAAACAAAGAGCAACCUUUGAGUUUGAGGUGAAUGAGGAUGACGUGGAGGGUCGUUGGUCGAAGAAUGGAGUGGAGAUCCAAUUCCCAGUGGAGGAGAGGUUCAGCUAUGCCACCAUCAGAAAGCUACACCGCCUCACAAUCUCUGAGACGUACAGGAGUGAUGCCGGCGAGUACACCUUUUUGGCUGGAAAGAACAGGAGCACCGUCAACCUCCACGUGCAAUUGCCAGAACCUCCUCAGAUCACUCGGCACAUGGAGCCUCUGACAGCGAUGUCGGGCAGGUUGGUUCGCUUCUCUGUGCAGGUGAGCGGCCUGCCUCAGCCUCAGGUGUUCUGGUACAAGGACUCCCAGCUCCUCUCUACAAGCUAUAAGUGCAAGUUUCUUCAUGAUGGAGAUGAGCAUACUCUGAUGCUGCUGGAGGUCUUCCCCGAAGAUGCUGCCAUUUACAGCUGCUCGGCAAAGAAUGACUAUGGAGAGGCGACGAGCUCUGCUCCUCUUAUUGUGCAAGUUCCUGAAGUGCAAACGGCUCCAAAAUCUCCUCCUGCUCUGAUCACUCCAUUGCAGGACAUCCUAGUAUCAGAGGGGCGUGCUGCCCAGCUGCAGUGCUGUGUUUCUGGGGAAGGUAUGGACACUUUUCUUUAUUAUAUGUCUUCAGAUCUGCAGGUUUCUUGGUUCUGUAAUGACAGAGAGAUCAGGCAGUCUGACAUCUUCAGGAUGUCUCAUUUUGACGAAACCUGCCUUCUGGAGAUCUCCAGAGUUCUACCUUCACAUGAAGGGGAGUACUCAUGUAUUGCCCAAAAUUCAGCAGGAAUGGUCACGUGUUCUGCCACACUGAAUCUUGACGUACCUGCAAUGAAAAAGGAGUCCGUCACUCAGGAGCAAGUCCAAGUUAAACCUGCUUUCAAGCACAGAGUGGUUCCUCUGGAGGUCAAUGCUGGCAGCACUGCCAGGUUUGAAUGUGAAACUGAGUUUGCUCCAAAUGUGAGCUUCAAGUGGUUCAAAGACGGACACGCCAUAAAAGCAAGUGAGAAGUGUAGAAUUAUCAGUCGAUUUACAGCUUCAUCUCUGGAGCUUCUGAGCCCAACCCAAGACGACAGUGGAGAAUACACCUGUGAGGCAUCCAACCAGCAUGGCAGUGACAAAUGUUCUGCCUCACUCAGCGUGACUGAACGCAAAGUUCCUCCAAACUUUACCAAGAAGCCUUCUGAGUCUAUGACGGAUUCAGUUGGUCGAACGGUGAAGAUAGAGGGCCGGGUGUCCGGCUCCCAACCGCUGACUAUUACUUGGCACAAAGACAACAGAGAGAUUUUUGCUUCUGGGAAAUAUGACAUCACCUUCAAGAACAACAUGGCCGUUCUCUUGGUCAAGAACUCCUCCGUCUCUGACAGCGGUGUUUACCUCUGCCAGGUUUCAAACGAAGCAGGAAAAGCUUCCUGUCAGGUCUCACUCUCAGUUACAGAAACUGCCCAGGCUCCAAAGUUUGAUGUUCCACUGAAGCCGCUGGAGGUGACACUGGGAGAAAAGUUGAACCUCCAUUGCCACGUGAGCGGAUCACCUCCACUAACCAUCCAGUGGAUGAAGGACAGAAAGGAGCUGAAGUCUGGCGAGAACACCAUAAUCACGUUUGUUGAUGGCACUGCCUCACUGGAGCUUAGACCAAUGUCAGAGGUUGAUGCAGGAGACUACCUGUGCAAAGCCACCAAUGCUUCUGGCAGUGACUUCUGCAAGUCUAAGGUCACUGUGAAAGUUUCAGAAAAGGGAGGGAAGGCUGCCCCCGGUGAAGCUGCUCUCCCAGCCGCCCCCGUCAAACGGCUCGACAACCUCUUCUUCAUUGAGGAACCCACAAACAUGUCUGUAGUAGAAAAGGGAACUGCGACUUUUAUUGCCAAAAUUGGAGGCGAUCCAAUCCCCAGUGUUAAGUGGAUGAAAGGAAAAUGGAGACAGAUCACUCCUGGUGGUCGAAUAUCCAUUGAGCACAAGGGCCAGGAUGCCAAACUGGAGAUCCGGGAAGUGAUCAAAUCUGAUUCUGGACUGUAUAGGUGUAUUGCCUCUAACAAACAUGGAGAAAUUGAGUGUGGUGCUGAGAUGACAGUAACAAAAAAGGAAGAGGUGGGACAAAUUGGAGAUGUCAGGAAAGGACUCAAAAAGACUCCCUCCAAGCAAAAGAGUCCCAAGAAAGAAGGGGAUAUCAGUAUUGUGGAUCUACUCAGAGGUCAUGAUCCCAAAGACUACGAGAGAAUCCUGCGAGAGCAUGAAAUCUAUGACUAUCGAGCAAUCCUGCAGGCCGUGGAGUUCCUCAAGAGAGAGAAGGAGAUGGAAGCAGGAAAAGUGGAGAUUGAACAUGGUGGUCAGGUUGAGGAGGGAGACCUUGUUCGACUCAUCCCACAGCUUGAGGGCGGUGUCAGCACAGAGCCUGUUACUGUGGUGAAGAGCAUCACUGACCAGACCAUUCCAGAGACCCAGAGUGCAACCUUUGAGUGUAAAAUCAUGAUUAAUUACCCGGAGAUCAGUCUGACCUGGUACAAAGGUACACAAAAACUGGAAGCCUGUGAGAAGUAUGACAUUAACAGCAUGGGUGACAACCACUACCUGAAGAUCAGGAACUGCCAGGCCACAGAUCAGGGCAACUACCGUGUGGUGUGUGGACCUCACAUCUCCAAUGCCAAGCUCACUGUUACAGAGACGAAAAAGGUUGUGGAGGAAACAAUUGAGAGGACUCAAUUUGGGGUCAGAACAGAAGACUCUCAAGAGCUGCCCGUGAAAUGGGUAAAAGACCUGGAACCAGAGACGUCGUGUAUGAAAGGUCAACCGAUGUAUCUAACCUGUGAGUUAAACAAAGAGAGAGAUGUCAUCUGGAAGCGGAAUGGUGAAGUCCUUAAGAAAAAAGCUGGAAAAGUGGCCAUUAAUGUAAUCGGCAUGCAGCAUGCUGUGACAAUCCAGAAUUCCACAGAAGAGGAUGCUGGGAAAUACACUUGUGAGGUGGAGAGCCAGGAAGAUGUCAAGACAACAACUGAUGUGAAAAUAAUUGAGAUCAUCAAAGACUGGCUUGUGAAGCCUCUGAGAGAUCAGCAUGUAAAGCCGAAGGCAAAAGCCACGUUCAAAUGUGAGCUGUUCAAAGACACUCCCAACUGGAAAUGGUUCAAAGGAGAAAAUGAGCUCACUCCUUCUGACAAAGUAGAGAUUAAAAAAGAUGGAAGAGAUAUGGCUCUCACCAUCAAUAGUUGCCAGCCUGAUGAUGUAGCAGACUACACCAUUGAGGUUGAAGAUCGUAGAUAUACUGCCAAACUUACACUUGGAGAACGUGAGGCUGAGAUCCUGAAACCACUCUCCAGUGUUGAAGUUGUAGAAAAGGAAGAGGCCAAGUUUGAUACUGAAAUAUCUGAAGAGGAUGUUGUUGGGGAAUGGAAACUGAGAGGCCAAGUCCUGACCAGAUCUCCAACGUGUGACAUCAAAGCGGAGGGCAGCAAACGUUUCCUCACCUUAAAGAAUGUGCAGCUGGACCAGGCUGGGGAAGUCUCUUAUCAGGCUCUGAAUGCCAUCACAAGCGCCAUGCUCACCGUCAAAGAGGGUGACGCCAUCUUUGUGGUGAAGCUCCAGGAUUACACAGCCACUGAAAAAGAAGAGGUGACACUGCAGUGUGAACUCAGUAAAGACGUCCCCGUCAUCUGGUAUCAUGACAAAAAGGAACUGAUUGCCUCCAAGACGGUGGCCAUAAGGUCAGAGGGCACUAGCAGGUUUCUGGUUCUGAAGAAAGUGUCGCAGAGCAAUCAAGGCCAUUAUGAAUGUGACUGUGGCACAGACAAGACAGCAGCCAACAUCUCUGUGGAAGCACGGGAUGUUAAAGUUGUUCGGCCAAUUUAUGGUGUGGAGCUGUUUGACGGAGAGACGGCUCGUUUUGAAGCAGAGAUUUCUGAGGAUGAUGUCCAUGGUCAGUGGAAGCUGAAUGGGAACGUGCUCGGCCCUACGUCUGAUGUUGAUAUUAUUGAGGAGGGAGGCAAGCACACACUCAUCCUGUACAAUUGUAAAGUCUCCAUGACUGGGGAGGUGGCAUAUGCCGCUGCCAACGCCAAGUGCUCCGCUAACCUGAGAGUCAAAGAGCUCCCUCUGAACUUCCUCACUCCACUGAGCGAUGUCCAAGUGUACGAGAAGGAUGAAGCCAAGUUUGAGGUCGAGGUGUCCAGGGUGCCGAAGAGCUUCCGUUGGCUGAAAGGCUCACAAGAACUGCAGAGUGAUGAUAAGUACGAGAUGUUGCAGGAAGGAAAGAUGUUUGUGCUGCUUAUCCGAUUAGCUGCCUACGAUGAUGAGGCCAAGUACAUGUUUGAGGCAGAGGACAAGAGAACUGCUGGAAAACUUGUCAUCCAAGGUAUUAGGCUGGAGUUUGCCAAACCAAUCAAGGAUGUUACGGUAAAAGAGCGGGAAACAGCAGAGUUCAGCUUAGAGCUGUCCCACGACAACAUCUCCGUCGUGUGGUACAAAAACGACAUCCGUCUGCACCCCAGCAAGGUUGUUCACAUGUCGGAUCAUGGAAAGAUCCAUACGCUGGCUUUUAAAGAAGUCACAAUUGAUGACACAUCUAUGAUCAAAGUGGAGGCCGGGGAUAAGAGCGCCACGGCCAUGCUGACAGUCAUCGAGGGUGACCUGUAUUUCACCACUAAGCUGCAGAACUACACAGCCGUGGAAAAGGAUGAAGUGCAGCUGGUGUGUGAACUGAGUAAAGCCAUUGCUGAUGUCAAAUGGUUUAAAGAUGGGAAGGAAAUCACUCCCUCCAAGAACAUUGCCAUCAACUCUGAUGGCAAGAAACGCAUUUUGACAGUACGCAAGGCAGAGAAAGCCAACAUUGGAGUGUACACCUGUGACUGCAGCUCCGACAAGACCUCUGCUAACCUCAACAUCGAAGAGCGGGACAUAAAAGUGGUUCGCCCUCUGUACAGCGUUGAAGUCACAGAAACAGAGUCCGCUAAGUUUGAGACAGAGAUAUCUGAGGAGGAUGUCCACGGGAACUGGAAGCUGAAAGGAGAAUCUCUGCACCAGUCCGCUGACGUUGAGAUCAAGGAGGAAGGGACCAAACACAUGCUGAUUCUCUACAACGUCCGCAUGGACAUGGCUGGAACUGUUGACUUCUCAGCAGCCAACGCCAAAUCCAAUGCUCAGCUCAGGGUCAAAGCUCGGUCUAUAACACUCAGCCGUCCUCUGAAGGAUGUGACAGUGACGGCUGGGGAGACGGCCACCUUUGAGUGCGAGUUGUCAUAUGAAGGCAUUGUGGUGGAGUGGUUCCUGGGAGCGCAGAAGAUGGAGGCCAGUGAUCGGGUAAAGACUCGGAUGGCGGGUAAAGUCCAUACUCUGACAGUUCGAGACGUGAAACUGGUGGAUGCCGGCGAGGUCAAACUGACAGCCAAAGACUUCCAAACUCAGGCUCAGCUUAUUGUCAGAGAGCCUCCGGUUGAGUUCACAAAGCCUCUGGUGGACCAGACUGUGGAGGAAGAGGCCAAUGCUACCCUUGAGUGUGAAGUUUCCAGAGAGAAUGCAGAAGUACGAUGGUUUAGAGAGGGUCAGGAGAUCAGGAAGACCAAGAAAUAUGACUUGAUCACUGACGGCCGGAAAAGAGGCCUCAUCAUUCACGACUGCUCUCCUGAUGAUGCCAAGCUGUACACAUGUGAUGCUAAAGAGUUUAAGACUUCCUGCUUCCUGGAAGUGACACCUCCUUAUGUGGAGUUUACAAAACCUCUACAGGAUGUGGAGGUCAGAGAAAAGGAAUCCGCUAAAUUUGAAUGUGAAGUAUCUCGAGAGUCUGCCAAGGUUUCCUGGUUUAAGGAUGGCAGUGAAAUCCGGAAAGGAAAGAAGUAUGAGAUUAUUGCAAAGGGAGUCCAGAGAAUCCUUAUAAUUCAUAAGUCACUGUUUGAUGAUGAGGCUGAGUAUGAAUGUGAUGCCAGAACCUCCAAGACCUCUGGCAUUCUCACUGUUAUCGAGGAAGCUGCCAGGUUCACCAAGAACCUGUCCAAUGUGGAGGGAACAGAGACGGACAGCAUGAAAAUGAUAUGCGAAGUGUCAAAGGCUGAUGCCGAAGUCUCCUGGUACAAAGGGGAUGAGGAGCUCCCAGAGGGAGGUCGCUAUGACCAGAUUGUUGAGGGACGGAAGAGGAUCUUGAUCAUUCAUGACCUGAAGAUGGAAGAUUCUGGAGAGUACAACUGCAGGCUGAGUGAAGCUGUCAGGACGUCUGCCCUGCUUAAAAUCAAUGAGCUCGCUGCUGAGUUCAUUGCUCGUCCCCAAAACCAGGAGGUGGUUGAGGGUGAGAAGGCAGAGUUUGCCUGUUCGGUGUCCAAAGAUACAUAUGAAGUGAGGUGGUUCUUGGGGGACAAAGAGAUCCAAGCUGGGGACAAAUACACCAUCAUCAGUGAAGGAAAAAGGAGGGCUCUCAUUGUCAAAAACUGCAGUCUGAAGGAUGAGGGGAACUAUGUAGCCCACAUUGGAAGCAUCAAGGCCUCCGCUGGUCUCUUUGUAAUAGAAAAACUACGGAUCAUCACACCGAUUAAAGACACAGACGUGAAAGAAGGAAGUGAGAUUGUCUUCAACUGCGAGACAAACACAGAGGGAGGAAAAGCUAAGUGGCUGAAAAAUGAAGAGACCAUUUUUGAGAGCAGCAAAUACAUGAUAUCUCAGAGAGACAACGUCUUCUCUCUGAGGAUCAAAGAUGCCCAAAAGGGGGAUGAGGCCAGCUACACCAUCAGUCUGACCAAUCACAGAGGAGAACAUGCCAAGUGCAUCGCCAUUGCCAAAGUGGCAGAAGAGAAAAUUAAAUUCAUGGAACCCAUUGAAGACAUUGAAACUCAAGAGAAGAAGACAAUCAGCUUUGUUUGUAAGGUGAAUCGGCCCGAUGUAACAGUGAGGUGGUUAAAGGUCGGCGAGGAGGUCAAGCUCAGCAAACGCCUGGUAUAUAGAACCGAUGGCCUCAAACAUACUCUGACCAUCAAGGACUGUGUCAUGGAAGACGAGGGUGAAUACACGGCUGUUGUUGGAGACAACAAGUGCUCUGCAGAGUUGAUCAUCAGUGAGGCCCCAACAGACUUUUCAACACAGCUGAAAGACCAGACCAUCACAGAGUUUGAGGAUGCAGAGUUCACUUGCAAGCUAAGCAAGGAGAAAGCUGCCGUAAAAUGGUACAGGAAUGGACGAGAGAUCAGAGAAGGACCCAGGUAUCACAUGGAAAAAGAUGGCAAGACAUGUAGAUUGGUAAUAAAGGUGUGCAGACCUGAUGAUGAAUGUGAAUAUGCCUGUGGCUUGGAAGAAAGGAGGUCAAGAGCAAGACUCUUUGUAGAAGAGACCCCAGUGGAGAUCGUCAGACCUCCACAGGACAUGUUUGAGCCUCCAGGCUCAGAUGUUGUAUUUGAAGUUGAACUUAACAAGGACCGAGUGGAAGUGAAGUGGAUGAGAAACAACAUGAUCAUUGUCCAAGGGGACAAGUACCAGAUGAUUAGUGAAGGAAAGAUACACAGGUUACAAGUCUGUGAGAUCAGACCUAGAGAUCAAGGAGAGUACAGGAUUGUGGCCAAAGAUAAAGAUGCCCGAGCCAAACUGGAGCUGGCAGCCAUUCCAAAGAUCAAAACCACCGACCAGAACCUGGUGACGGAUGCUGGGAAACCCUUUGUCAUGAGUGUGCCCUACGAUGCCUACCCACGGGCCAAUGCUGAGUGGUUUUUUCAGGAUAAGUGUCUGGCUGUUCAGAACAUUGACACCUCCUUGGACAAGACAGAGUACCGUCUAAAGAGACCCUGUAAGGAGGAUCAGGGCAGAUAUAAAGUAAUCAUCAAAAACAAGCAUGGAGAGGGAGAAGCCAUCAUCAACCUGGAAGUGAUUGAUGUCCCUGGACCCAUCAAGAACCUGAGAGUUGUAGACACAGCAGAUAAUGAAGUCAGUUUAGCCUGGGAUGAGCCUGAGAGUGAUGGGGGCAGCAAGAUUGUCUCCUAUGUUGUUGAAAGGCGUGAUGUAAAGCGUAAAACUUGGACCAUGGCAACAGAUCGUGCCGAUAUUCCCGAGUACUGUGUCAGUGGUCUCCAGAAAGAAUCUAUGUACCUUUUCAGAGUUUGUGCUCGUAACAGAGUUGGGAGUGGACCAAGUGUUGCCACUGAGGAAGCUGUUCAGCCCAAAAACAAAUUUGAUGUUCCAGAUGCUCCAGAGGUUUCUAUUGGUGUGGUGAACAGGUUUGGUGCCACCGUUACCUGGGAACCUCCCUCAUUUGAUGGUGGAUCAGAGAUUUCAGCCUAUGUGAUUGAACUACGUGACAGGACAUCUGUGAAGUGGGAGGCAGCAUUGGUUUGUAGUGCCAAUGACCGCUCUGCCACACUGAACGAUGUGGUGGAGCACAAGGAAUACAUCUUUAGAGUCCGAGCUGAAAACAAGGCUGGCAUUGGCAGGCCCAGUGCUGCUACCAACCCCGUGAAGAUCAUGGAUCCAAUAGAGAGACCAAGUCCACCUCUAAAUUUUAAUUUUAAUGAUCAAAUAAAAUCAGCAGUCACUCUGACCUGGGAGACACCUGUGAGCAAUGGUGGCAGUAUGAUCACCGGUUACAUUAUUGAGAAAUGUGAUGAGGGUACUGACAAGUGGCUGCGCUGCAAUGCUAGGCUGUGUCCUGACCUUUUCUACCGGGUUUCUGGACUUAAGCCUGGUCAAAGAUAUCUUUACAGAGUUUUUGCUGAAAAUGCAGCUGGAGUUUCUAAUCCAACCGAACAACUUGGACCACUUCAUGCUGAUGACCCACAUGUGGGUCCAACUUUCGAUCUGAGUGGAUUCAGAAAUGGUUUGGAGGUCAUUGUCCCUCAGCCUCUCACAAUCAGAGUUCCCAUUACUGGGUAUCCAACUCCAACCCCUAAGUGGGUGUUUGGGGAAGCAGAGUUGACCACAGCAGCUGAGCGGAUUGCUAUGGUGACAAAACCCACGUUCACAGAACUGACCAUCUCUCCGAGUGUUCGCCCAGACAAAGGAACCUACACCCUACAACUGGAGAAUGAUGUCUCAUCGGUGUCUGGGGAGAUUGAAGUCAACGUUAUUGCCUGCCCCAGUGCACCAAAGGACUUCAAAGUAGCAGAAGUAACACGACACCACGUCCAUUUGAUGUGGGAGCCACCGGAUCAUGAUGGAGGAAGUCAAGUCACACAUUAUCAGAUUGAGAAGAGAGAAGUGUCUCGCAAGACCUGGGCCAAGGUGGCAACCAAUGUGAUGGACCUGGAACACACAGUGACUGAUGUACUAGAAGGAAAAGAGUAUCUGUUCAGUGUGACAGCCUACAACAAGUGUGGGCCUGGAGAACCAGCAUACAUUGAUGAUCCUGUCAACGUCUCCUCACCUGCCACUGUACCUGAUCCACCUGAAAACCUCAAGUGGCGAGACAAGAGUGCCAAGAGCAUCUUCCUCUCUUGGGAACCUCCCAAGUAUGAUGGAGGUGCACCUAUUAAAGGAUAUGUGGUGGACAAAUGCCAGCGUGGUACAGACAAGUGGGAAGCGUGUAGCGACCCCAUCCCUGAACUGAAAUUCCAGGUGACUGGCUUAGUUGAGGGCCAGUGGUAUGCCUACAGAGUGAGAGCUCUCAAUAAGCUGGGGGCCAGCAGGCCAUGCAGAGCAACGGAUGAGAUCCAAGCUGUGGAUGCAAGAGAUCCUCCAGAAAUCCAGCUAGACGUAAAGCUGCUUGCUGGUCUGACUGCUAGAGCCGGUUCAAAGAUUGAGCUUCCUGCAGAUGUCAAAGGAAAGCCUGAACCUCGUAUAAAGUGGACGAAGGCUGAUCUGGUUUUGCGAGCCGAUGACCGCAUUGCCAUUGACUGCCAGCCAGGACACUCAAAGCUUUCCAUCAGCAACACCACCAGAGGAGACACUGCCACCUACAUCAUUGAGGCUGUCAAUCUCUGUGGGCGUGCCACAGCCACCAUCGAUGUCAACAUUCUUGACAAACCUGGGCCUCCAGCUGCCUUUGAUAUCUCGGAGAUCACAAAUGAAUCCUGUGCCCUUGCCUGGAACCCUCCCAGAGACGAUGGUGGCUCCGCUAUUACCAAUUACAUUGUGGAAUGCCGUCAAACAGAUAAAGAAGAGUGGGUCAAGCUGUCUGCAACAGUGAAGAACACCACUUUUAAAGCUUGCAAGCUCGCACCUUUAAAAGAGUACAUAUUUAGAAUCAGUGCUGAGAAUCAGUUUGGCAUUGGCACACCUGAAGAGCAUGCACCCAUUAUUGCAAAGUAUUCAUUUGAUCCCCCAGGUCCUCCAUCUAGAGUCACUCCCUCUGAUAUUGCCAAGGAUGCAGUGACUCUCUCCUGGUUUGAACCAGAUGAGGAUGGUGGCAGUCCUAUCACUGGAUAUUGGAUUGAGAAGUUUGAUCCAGAGAGCGACAAGUGGAUUAGAUGCAACAAAUUACCUGUCAAGGACACAUCUUUCAGGGUGAAAGGACUUCCAACCAAGAAAAAGUAUCGCUUCCGUGUCCUGGCAGAGAAUUUGGCUGGGCCAGGAAAACCAAGUUUAGAGACUGAUCCUGUUCUUAUCAAAGAUCCCAUUGAUCCUCCUUGGGCACCAGGCAAACCCGUUGUCAGAGAGAUUGGCAAGACCUCUGCCUUGCUGGCAUGGACACGGCCAGAGCAUGAUGGUGGAGCUAAGAUUGAGGGCUACAUUGUUGAGUUCCAGAAGACUGGAAGCGAGGAAUGGAUCCAUAUUGCAGAAGAUGUUCCUCAAACUGAGCACCAGCUGCAGGGUCUGAUGGAGAAGCAGGAGUACUCUUUCAGGGUCAAAGCUGUCAACAAGGCUGGUGAGAGUGAACCCAGUGAGCCCAGUGACCCAGUGGUGUGCAAAGAGAGACUUUACCCUCCAUCUGCACCACAGUGGUUGGAGGUGACCAACAUUACUAAGAUUAAUGCUGAUCUGAAGUGGCAAGUUCCAAGCAGUGAUGGAGGCUCACCCAUUACCAACUACGUUGUGGAAAAAAGGGAUGUGAGAAGGAAAGCAUGGCAAACUGUAGACACAACUGUCAAAGAGCUGAAGUACACUGUAACUCCACUCAACGAGGGGUCUCUGUAUGUCUUCCGCGUUGCUGCAGAAAACGCUGUGGGCAUGAGCGAAUUCUGUGAGCUAGAGGAUGCAGUGCUUGCCAAAGACACAUUUACAACUCCUGGACCUCCAUACGCCCUGACUGUGGUGGAGGUGACAAAGAGACAUGUGGAGCUGAAAUGGGAACCUCCCAAAAGCAAUGGUGGAAGACCCAUUACCAAGUAUGUGAUAGAGAAGAAAGAGAAAGUUGGAACACGAUGGUUAAAGUGCUGCAAAACUCCAGACAGGCAGACUCAGUUCAAAGUGAUGGAUGUUGAUGAGGGAUCCGAGGUGCAGUUCCAGGUGCGAGCUGAGAAUGAAGCUGGAGUUGGAGAUCCGAGUGAACCAACUGUAAUCCUCACUAUUGAAGAUCCAACUAGCCCUCCAUCUCCUCCUUUGGAAGUGGCUGUUAUAGAUGCCAGCAGGGAACAUAUUAAUGUCACCUGGAAACCUCCAGCAAAGGAUGGCGGCUGCCCUGUGACUGGAUACCAUGUUGAGGUUGCAGAAGCCCGUCCAGAGCUCAAGUGGCUAAGAGUCAACAGCAGACCUAUAAAGGAGCUCAAAUUCCAGAUUGAUGAUGGAAUCAAACCAGAGAAGAAGUAUGUGAUCAGAAUUCGAGCCAUCAAUGUCAUUGGAGUUAGUGAUCCCUCUGAGAUCUCUGACAAAGUAUCCACCAAGGACCCUGACUGUGCUCCAACAAUGGAUUUGGAGGCGCAGGAUGUGAUUGUAAUUGAGGGUGAGAAGCUACACUUAAACAUCCCAUACAAAGCCAUUCCUAUACCAAAGAUGGUUUGGCAAAAGGACUCAGUGGAAUGUAAAGCAGAGGAAAGGCUAUCAAUGACUGUAGAGAUGAACAGCGCUCAUCUUGAAUUGCUUAAGUGCACACGUGCUGACGCUGGUUCCUACACAAUAACACUGGAGAACAGUCUGGGAACUGCUACAGGGACUAUUAAUGUCAAAGUUAUUGGAAUCCCUGGGAAAUGUAAAGACAUUUCCUCCAGUGAUGUCACCAAGAAUUCCUGUCAAAUCAGCUGGGGAGCACCAGAAGAUGAUGGUGGCACACCAAUUGUCAGUUACACCCUGGAGCGCCGUGAGGCAUCCAAGAAAACAUACAUGCCUGUCAUGUCAGGAGAGGAUAUCCUAACUUUCACAGUCAAAGAACUUUACAUCAAUUGUGAGUACUACUUUAGAGUAAAGGCUGUGAACAAGGUCGGGGCUGGGGAUUACCUGGAGCUGCAAAACCCAGUCAUCACAGAGGAAAUCAAACAGAAGCCAGACCCACCCAUCCAAGUUGAGGCUCACAGUCCCACAUCUAAAUCCAUCACAGUCACAUGGAAGGCUCCAGACUAUGAUGGCGGCUGUCCUAUCCAGGGCUAUGUUGUGGAAAAGAUUGAGAAGGACGGAAACAGCUACGAGAAGGUCACAACAAGUCUGGUACCUGGUUUCUCCUAUGUGGUAACGGGCCUAAAAGAAGAAACUGAGUAUCAGUUUAGGGUCCGAGCUGAGAAUGCUGCCGGAGUUAGUGAGCCAUCUCGCAGCACACCGCUCAUGAAGGCUGCAGAUCCUGUUGAAAAACCAACCGUUUCUCUACAUCUCUGCGUGCAAUCUGGUGUAUGCGUCAAGAAGGGAGAGGAAAUACGCAUCGAUGCUUAUGUCUCUGGGUCUCCAUAUCCAAAAGUCACCUGGUUAAAGAAUGAUGAGGAUGUCACCAAAGAGCCCAGCAAGAAGGCCAUUCCUGUUCUCAUAAAGAAGAAGACCAAGGCUAAGGUUCCAGAACCAGAGGAAGAGUUUGUGACCCCCUUGCAUGAGCGUCUUGGUUUGGAUCAGACCAAAAAAGGCCUGUCUGCACUGAUGAUCCGUGAUGCUGUCAGAGUAGAUCAUGGCAACUUCACCAUCAAGGUGGAAAACACUCAUGGUUUUGCCACCGCCACCUGCAAUGUCAAUGUCUUGGACAAACCCGGCCCUCCUAUCAACUUUUCAUUUGACGAGAUAAGGAACACUUCAGUCAUUUGUAACUGGGAGCCUCCCGAGGACGAUGGUGGCAGUGAGAUCCUGAACUACAUUCUGGAGAAGAAGGACAACAAGAAUGAUGAGAUUGGCUGGAUCACAGUCACAUCCACCCUCAAGGGAACCAGCUUCCCUGUCACAAAGCUAAUUGAAGGGAAGGAGUACAUCUUCAAGGUUACUGCUGAGAACAAAUAUGGCUGUGGCCGCCCGUGCUUCUCAGAGCCACUCCUAGCAAAAAAUCAGUUUAAUCCUCCUGAUGCUCCCAACACCCCCAGAGUUCAUGAGGUGACAGCCAGCACUGCCCACAUCUCCUGGCAUGAGCCGAAGGAUAACGGCAGCCCCAUUCUCGGCUACUGGAUUGAAAGGAAGGAAGUGAACAGCAAACACUGGACCCGAGUAAAUCGCGCCCUCCUCAGCUCUCUGGAUGUGAAGGUCACCGGGUUAAUGGAAGGGCUGACAUAUAUCUUUAGAGUUUGUGCAGAGAACUUGGCUGGGCCUGGACCAUUCAGUGAACCCAGUGAUCGCAUCGUAGCCAUGGAUGCCAUUCUUCCUCCUGGUCCCCCUACUCCAUGGGUUGUGGACACUGGAAAUACCACUGUUACCUUGGCCUGGAAGGCCCCUCUGUACAAUGGAGGAGGCGACAUUUUAGGCUACCAUGUUGAAAAGGUUUUGGCUGGAAACAAAGACUGGAGCCGGUGCACAGAGUUCCGGUGUAAGGAACUUACAUACACCGUUACAGACCUCACUGAAGGAGCAGAUUAUUAUUUCCGAGUCGUCGCUGUUAAUGAUGCCGGCCCUGGAGCUCCUGGUGUUACAGAACCGGUCACAGUCAAAGAGCCUCAAGAGCCCCCUGCUGUGGAAUUUGACGACUCAGUAAAAAAUGGCCUCAUACUUAAAGCUGGAGAUCUUCUAAAACUUCCUGCUGUGGUGACAGGCCGACCUCAACCAGAGGUCAAAUGGACCAAAGAUGAGUCUGAAGUUGACAAAGAAAGGGCAGUAAUUGAGACAGAGGGCAAGAACAGCGUGCUUUUAAUCAAGAAGGUGGUGAGGGCAGAUCAUGGAAGGUACCAAAUCACUGGUACCAACAGCAGUGGGUCCAAGAUUGCAGAGACAAGGGUGGACGUUAUGGAUGUACCUGGACCCGUGGUUGACCUGAAGACAGUCUUGGUUACCAAGAAGAACAUGAUUCUCACAUGGUCCGAUCCUCUGGACAAUGGAGGCAGUGACAUCAUUGGCUAUGAGGUACUGAGGAAAGACACCAAGAUGAAACUUUUCCGUCAGCCCAUUGAGACUGCAUCCUGCAAGUGUGAUGUUCAAGGCCUGCUGGCUGGUGAGGAGUAUGACUUUAGAGUCAUUGCCAGAAACAAGUUUGGGGAUGGAGUUCCAGCAGACCUGGGUCCAAUCUUAGCCGAAGAUCCAAAAGGCACUCCAUCUGCCCCUGAGAAACUACAUUACACUGACAGAAGCAAGACCACCAUCACACUGGCCUGGCUACCUCCUCGCACUGACGGUGGCAGCCCCAUUAGGGGAUACUACGUUGAAAAGAUGAGGUCUGACAGCACAGAGUUUGACGUGGCCAAUCGAAAAAUCUUCACAGAGUGCUGUGGAUCUAUUGAAAAUCUCUCCGAGGGGCAAGAGUACGAGUUCCGAGUCAAAGCAGUGAAUGAAGUUGGAGAUGGAGAGCCCUCUAAGCCGAUUACCGCCAAAAUCCAGGAUGAUGAAAUUGCUCCAGUUAUUUCAGUCUUGAAGUUCUUCAAGAGCAACGCAAUCACCGUGAGGAAAGGAGCCGCCAUUGACAUCCCAGCUGAGGUGCUGGGACUUCCACAGCCAACACUUCACUGGAUGAAGGAUGGCGAGAAGAUAGAGAAAACAGAGGACAACAAAGUGAUGAUGGAGACAGAGGAGGUGAACCGAACAACCCAGAGAACAAAGAUUGCCAUCUCAGAAACCACCAGACAGGACAAAGGAAACUACAAGCUGCUAGCUGAAAACUGUCAUGGCAAAGCUCACCAUGUGAUCAGGGUCGAGAUCCUCGACCGUCCACUUCCUCCAAAGAAUAUCAGGGUCUCUGAGAUUACUGCAGUCUCAUGUUACCUGACAUGGGAUGCUCCGGAGGAUAACGGAGGAAGUGACAUCACCAACUACAUUGUGGAGUACAGAGAUGCAAGCAAGAAAAAAUCAGAUUUUGAUGUUUUAACCAUCAAUCUUAUUGACAGACGAUAUGGGGUCUACAAACUGGACUUAAACGGAGUUUAUCAGUUCCGCAUCAAAGCAGAGAACAAGUAUGGUGUUAGCGAUGGCUGUGACUCAGAGAGGGUUCAACUAAAAGAUCCUUUUGGACUCCCUGGACCCCCACGUAACCCUAAAAUCAUUGCAGCCACAGCAACCACCAUGAACUUGACCUGGGAUCCUCCCCUGGACAAUGGUGGUUCUACCAUUCAGGGAUACUGGCUGGAGAAGAGGGAGCGGGGUGCUGUAUAUUGGGGUCGGGUCAAUCGCUGUCCAGUCACCAAGCCUGCAGUGAAGGGCUUGCAGUACACAGUGCUGAAGCUCAUAGAAGGUACAGAGUACCAGUUCAGAGUCUCAGCCUCCAACGCUGCAGGAGUUGGACCACCCAGUGAGCCCACUGAGUGCCGUUUUGCCCUGGACCCCUGCAACCCUCCAAGUCCUCCAGGAGCCCCACAGGUUAUAGACAAGACCAAGAGCAGCAUCACUUUGACCUGGAGCCCCCCUGACAAAGACGGUGGCAGUCCAAUCAAGGGUUACAUCAUUGAGGUUCAUGAAGAGGGUUCUCCUGAUUGGAGGAAGGUGAACGCUGCAGACAAGCUCCACCCAUCCUGUGAAAUCACAGUUCCCGAUCUAAAGGAAGGCAAGAAGUGCAAGUUCAGGAUUUAUGCAGUGAAUGCUGCCGGCAACUCUGAGCCUGCCAAGACCGCUGACAUUCUGGUUCAGGAUAUCCUAAUUGAACCCACAGUGAGCCUGGAUGUGAGCGCUCAUGACCUGCUUUACUGCAGAGCAGGAACCACCGUCAAAAUUCCAGUCACCAUCACUGGGCGACCUGUGCCCAAAGUCACAUGGACCUUUGUGGAUGGAACUGCCGAGACCGAAAAGAAGAAUGAACUUCAUACUCUGCCGACUGACUCUGAGGUCCACUCAACAGACACAACCUCCAUGGUGGUGAUCCCCGAAAGUAGACUGAGCCACAGUGGCCGAUACAUCAUCAAUGCAGAGAGUCCUGCUGGACACAAAGUAGUCAAAAUUAGAGUUACUGUGCUUGACCUUCCUGGACCUCCCAGAGAUCUGAAGGUCAGUGAUGUGACAAGAGGCACCUGCAGACUCACCUGGAAGUCUCCAGAGAAUGAUGGAGGGGAGAGGAUCAAAAGCUACUACAUUGAGAAGAAGACAGUGGAGGGCAAAGCCUGGACCAAGGUAAACCCAACAUGUGCCGCUCAGUCUUUGGUAGUCCCCGAUCUUAUAGAGGGUCAGGAGUAUCUGUUCCGCAUUCGUGCUGAGAACCGCUUUGGGUCUGGACCCUUUGUCGAGACUAUCCAGAGAACCAAAGCCAGAGAUCCCAUUCAUCCUCCUGACCCUCCAACAAGGCUGAAGAUUCAGGGCAUUAGGAAGGGCACGGUGACUCUGGCCUGGAAGGCUCCAAAGAAUGAUGGUGGUUCUCCCGUUACCCACUACAGCAUAGACCUUCUUUGUUGGGAUUCCAGUGGCUCACAGAAGGAGUCCUGGAGGAGGUGUAACAGAAGAGAUGUGGACACUACCCACUUCAAGGUAGAAGACCUGACAGAUGGAGAUGAGUAUGAAUUCAGGGUAAUAGCUUACAACGAAGUUGGGCCCAGUCGACCAUCAUCCACUGCUGGACCGAUCACCAUCCAGGACCAGACGUGUGCUCCAUCUAUUGAGCUGAACGAGUUUAUGGAAACUGAACAAGGCUGUGACAUCAGCAUUGUGGCCAAAAUCCGUGGAUGUCCUUUCCCGACUCUCACUUGGUACAAGGCACCCCCCCACCAGCCCGACAACAAAGUGGAAGUCCAAUAUGACGAGCACAUCAACAAGAUAGUGUCAGACGACAGCUGCAUGCUGCUUAUCCAGCAGGGGAAACGCCCUGACACAGGGCUGUACACGUUGGUGGCCUCCAACAACAUCGGCAAAGCUUCCAAGGAGAUGAGACUAAAUGUGCUCGGUCGCCCUGGUCCUCCCUCUGCUCCAAUCAAGUUUGAAGAAAUUGGAGCUGAAAGGAUUACACUCUCAUGGCUUCCUCCCAAGGAUGAUGGUGGCUCUAAAGUCACAAAUUAUGUCAUUUGGAGAAGGGUGGCCAACAGAAAGACCUGGGUGCCUGUCACCAGUGAGCCCAGAGAGCGAACUUGGACAGUAGAGAACCUCAUGCAAGGUCAUGAAUAUGUGUUUCGCAUCAUGGCACAGAACAAGUAUGGAGUGGGAGAGCCCCUGGACAGUGAGCCUGAGAUUGCCAGAAACCUCUUCACGGUCCCAGGUCAGUGUGAAAAGCCAGUAGUAACAAACAUUACCUUGGAUUCCAUGACCCUUAACUGGGAGGAGCCAGAGGAUGAUGGUGGUGCUCCAAUCACUGGCUACUGGCUGGAGCGCAAAGAGACUACUGGCAAACGGUGGGCCCGUGUAACCCGGGACCCAAUUCGUCCCACUGGCCUUGGCGAGUCAUUUGUCAUUAGUGGGCUCAUUGAAGGAUCACAGUACAUAUUCAGAGUUUCUGCCAUCAAUGCAGCAGGACCAGGACUCACUAGCCCCCCAACAGAUCCAAUUUUUGCCAGGGAUCCCAUUACCCCACCCUCUCCCCCAACCCCAAGGGUUUAUGACUGGACAAGUUCCACAGUGGACCUUGAAUGGAUCCCGCCUCUGAAGGAUGGAGGCUCUAAGAUCAUUGGUUACUGGGUGGAACACAAGGAGGAGGGGACUGAGGGCUGGGUCAAGGCAAAAGACUCUAUAAUCCGAGGAACUCGCUAUGUAAUCACUGAUCUGAAAAAAGGUAAACAGUACAGGUUCAGAGUGACAGCUGUAAAUGCUGGUGGAACUGGAGAGCCAGGAGAAGUCCCAGAGCUACUUGAGGUUGAUGACAGAACCAUUGCUCCUGAGGUUGAGCUAGACGCCACAGUGAAGGAGAGGAUUGUGGUCCACGCUGGUGGUGUGAUCCGCAUCAUUGCCUAUGUAUCUGGCAGGCCGUCGCCUGAUGUGACAUGGAGCAGAGACGGAGCCGCCCUCCCUCCUGAGGCUAAAGUGGAGACAACCGCUAUAAGCUCUUCACUUGUCAUUAAACCUAGUCUCAGGAGGCAUCUUGGCAUCUACACAUUGACUGCCAAAAAUGCUGGAGGGGAGAAAACCAAAAACAUCACAGUUGAAGUUCUAGAUGUACCUGGACCUGUGGGCAUCCCAUUUAUUGCUGACAACCUAAGCAUAGAUUCAUGCAAGCUCAGCUGGUUUUUCCCUGAAAAUGAUGGCGGUUCGCCAAUCAGCAACUACAUAAUUGAAAAACGUGAGGCUGACCGCAAAGCCUGGACUUCGCUCUCUUACACUGCCAGCAGACAGAAUGCUGUGGCUCAUGGUCUGACUCUAGGAAAGGCAUACUUUUUCAGAGUGGCUGCAGAGAAUGCCAUUGGCAUUGGACCUUUUAUGGAAACUGCUGCUGAACUCAUUAUCAAGGAGCCAAUUAGUGUACCUGAUCGUCCCGAGGAACUUGAAGUCACCAAAGUUACCAAAGAUUCAAUUAGCGUAACAUGGAAAGCACCAAAGUUUGAUGGAGGAUCUGAGGUCACAAUGUACAUCCUGGAGGCUCGCAUGAUUGGCAAAGACAAGUUCAACAGACUGACCAAGGACAAGUUGAUGGAAAAGAAGUUUAUGUGUGAUGGCCUGAGGGAAGGUGACACUUUUGAAUUCAGGGUCAUUGCUGUCAAUGAAGUUGGACCCAGCAAACCAUCGUUCUCUACUAAACCAAUCACUUGCAAGGAUGAACUGGAGCCACCAACAAUUGAGCUGGACUUCCGGGACAAGAUUAUCAUCCGCGUGGAGGAGAGCUGUCUGCUUCAGGGGCGUUACACUGGAAAGCCUCCACCAACUAUCACCUGGUUUCGGGAUGAUGAUGAGCUGAAAGCUGACAAGCAUAUCAUGUUCAAGAACACAGCAACCACUAUGUCACUGGGUCUGAUGAAGGCAAAGCGCGACCACAGUGGCAAAUAUGUGGUGGUGGUGGAAAACAGUACUGGAUCCAGAAAAGGAGUCUGCAAUGUCACAGUUGUCGAUCGGCCAACUCCUCCCGUCGGCCCUGUGGUGUUUGAGGAAGUGCACAGGGACCAUAUGGUGGUCUCCUGGAAACCCCCACUGGACAGCGGAGGUGUCGAUGUCUCAAACUAUAUAAUAGAAAGAAGAGACAUUAACAGAGAAAUCUGGACAACAGUAACAUCUGCCACUACCAAGACAACCUGCAAGAUCCCCAAACUGACAGAAGGCAGAGAAUACAUAAUCAGAAUCUCUGCUGAGAAUAUGUAUGGAAUUAGUGAGCCACUGGAAUCUGAGGAGAUGAAAGCCAAAGAUCUUUUCAGAGUCCCAGAAGCCCCUGAGAUGCCAAUAGUCAGAGAGGUAUAUGCUACCAAUGCCCUAGUGCUGUGGAAUCGACCUCGGGAUGGAGGAAAACCUAUUCUCAAUUACGUACUUGAAAAGAAGGAGCCUGGAGCAAAGCGAUGGUCAAGAGUCACCAGAGAAACCCUCUACCCAGCCACACAGUACAGAGUUCAGGAUCUGGUGGAAGGCUGCGAGUAUGAAUUUAGGGUGAUGGCUGAGAAUGAACUUGGAACUGGUGAUCCCAGUGUCCCCUCAAAACCCAUUCUUGCAAAAGAUCCCAUCGUACUCCCCAGCCCUCCAGUGACCCCUGAGGCUUAUGAUAAGACCAAAGAUUCCGUCAGCCUGAAGUGGCAAAUGCCACGCCAUGAUGGAAAAGGACGAAUCUUUGGUUACAUCAUUGAAUUCCAAAAACCGGGUUCAGUUGAGUGGACUCAAGCUAACGAGACCCCAGAUCAAUGUCCUGAUCUCCACUAUGUCGUGACAGGUUUGGCUGAUGGCCAAGAGUAUACUUUCAGGAUCUUUACUGUCAAUGCUGCUGGAAAAUCUGACCCUGCUUAUGUGAAACAGAACAUCAAGGUUCAUGAGAGACUAGAGGAACCAGAGUUACUACUGGAUGGUAACAUGGCACGUGACCACUUAGCCAUGGUUGGCACUGAUAUCACCCUUAGUGCAACAAUUAAGGGUGUACCAACUCCAACAGUAAGCUGGAGCAAGAAUAAUGAAGCUGUUCCUGCUCACGUUUCUGUUGUAGUCACUGCUUCAGGUAGUAAAGUUUUUAUUACUAAAUGCGUCCGUGCUGACUCUGGCAACUACACUGUCACAGUGGAAAAUCCUGCUGGAAAGAAAUCAGCAACUGUUGCAGUCCUUGUACUGAACAAGCCUUCUCCUCCCAGAGAUCUAACAAUCUCAGAAGUAACAAGUGAGUCUGCAUAUCUGACAUGGAAACCGCCAGAGGACAAUGGUGGUGCGGUCAUUUCUCAUUAUGUUGUACAAAAGAAAGAUGUGGCAGCAGAUCAGUGGGUGCCUGUUGCCCCAGCCAAUAAAAAGCUGAGUUUAAUGGCCAUGUACUUGAUGGAAGGCAUCCAGUAUCUUUUCAGAGUGGCUGCUGAAAACCAAUUUGGUAGAAGUGACUUCACUGUCACCAAGACACCAAUUAAGGCUCUUGAUCCUCUCUAUCCACCUGGCCCACCAAAGGACCUGCACCACACUGAUACAGACAAGACAGAGGUUUGGUUGGCUUGGGAGUGGCCAGAUCGCACUGGUGGAAGUGAAAUUACUGGCUUCAUUGUGGAGUACCAAGAAGAAAGUCAGACUGACUGGACCACUUUCAAGACUGUUAGCAACAACCACUCCCAUGUGACAGGUUUAGUGGAGGGCAAAACUUACCGCUUCAGGGUUAAGGCUCAGAAUGCCAUAGGUGUAAGUCGUCCUGACACAAGUGUCCCAGUCACUUGCCAAGAGAAGACAUUGCCACCCACCAUUGAAGUUGAUGUGAAGCUCAUAGAAGGACUUGUUCUAAAAUCUGGCAGCACUAUCGCUUUGCCAGCUAAGAUGAUGGGUAUACCACUUCCAACUGCUAAGUGGAUGACCGAUUGCAAAGAAAUAACAAAUGAGGGGAGAUAUCACAUUGAAACUGUUGAAUCUUCAACCAAUCUCAGAAUUUCUGACUGUCAAAGGGCAGACACUGGAGAGUAUGUCCUCACUGUUUCCAAUCCAGCUGGUAGUAAGACAGUUGCUCUUCAUGUCACUGUGCUGGAUAUACCAGGACCACCAAUUGGGCCCAUAAAUAUCUUGGAAGUUACCCCAGAUUACAUGAUGAUUCAGUGGAGGGCACCAAAGGAUGAUGGUGGCACUCCUGUCACCAACUAUGUUGUGGAAAAGAAGGAUGUGAAGAAACCAUGGGAGCCCUGGUCUGUUGUUAGCUCAAGUGGCACCAGUACUAAAGCUAAAGUGUCAAGGUUGGAAAAGGGUCGUGAGUAUGUUGUCCGUGUUCGUGCUGAGAACAAGAUUGGCAUUGGUGCCGGGCUUGAAAGUCCACCCACUAUUGCAAAACACUUGUUCAAUCCACCUGGUCCCCCAGGUCCUCCAGAAUGUUCGGACAUUACAGAAAAUGCAGUUACAUUAGAAUGGGCUUUACCUGAAUAUGACGGAGGUAGCCCCAUCAGUGGCUAUGUAAUUGAACGCAGAGAAAUGACAGGAAAGUGGAUUCGUGUCAACAAAACUCCUGUGCUGGACCUAAGAUAUAGAGUUUCUGGUUUAUUUGAAGGCAAUAUCUAUGAGUUUAGAGUAUUUGCAGAAAACGUUGCUGGCAUUAGUGAACCUUCUCUUACAUCGGAUCCUAUCAAGGCAACUCGUGCUAUCACUAAACCCGGACCUCCAGGUAAUCCUAAACUCAAAGACUGGAGCAAAUCCUAUGCUGACAUCUGCUGGACCAAGCCAACAAGAGAUGGUGGCAGCCCAAUUCUUGGCUAUGUGGUUGAGGCUCAGAAGUCAGGAACAGCCCAGUGGAACAGAAUUAAUAAGGAUCUGAUCAAAAUGUGUGCUUACAGAGUGCCAGGUCUUAUUGAGGGAAUGGAGUACAGAAUACGCAUUAGAGCUGCCAAUCAGGUUGGAGAGAGUGAACCCAGGGAACUGCAUGAGACCAUCCUGGCAAAGGAUAUACUGGUACCGCCCGAAGUUGUUGUUGACGUGUCUUGCCGAGAUGCAUUGACAGUCAGGGCAGGCCAGAUUAUUAGUUUGAUCUGUAGAGUGAAAGGCCGACCAGAUCCAGAGAUUACAUGGACCAAGGAUGCCAGGGCCUUGUCAAGGGAUAAGCGCACAGAGAUUAAUAACAGUUACCCUCUUUGCGAGCUGGUCAUCAGUGAUGCUAUGCGGUCAGAUUAUGGAAAAUAUGCUAUUUUUGCCAAGAACAGCAGUGGACAAGUACAGGCAACUAUUGUGGUCAAUAUUUUGGACAUACCUGGCCCUUGUCAAAAUCUGAAGACAGCCUAUGCAACUAAGAAAUCCUGCAUGGUGUCAUGGGAAAAUCCAGAAGAUAAUGGAGGUACAGAGAUUACACAGUACAUUAUUGAGUGCCGUCAGCCAAGCCAAAGAGGCUGGACUGUGGUCUCCAAUGACUGGACUAAGCGCCUGAUUAAGGCUCCUCUCACAGAAGGUUGUGAGUAUUUCUUUCGUGUUAGUGCAGAGAACAAAAUUGGUGCUGGGCCAUCAACUGAGACUAAAACACCUGUUUUGGCAGUUGAUCCCAUUGAGAAGCCCGGGGAACCCAUCGACUUGCACAUUUCUGAAAUUGGCAAGACUUUCUGUUUCCUUAAAUGGAAAAAACCAGACAAUGAUGGUGGUAGCCGUAACCUAGGUUAUCAUAUAGAAAAGAAACCUAAAGAGGCAGAUGAGUGGGAGAGGAUUCACAAGGGUGCAAUCAAGGAAACGUAUUUUAUGGCUGACAGGUGCAUUGAAAAUCAGAUUUACCAGUUCAGAGUUCAGACUAAGAAUGAAGGAGGAGAGAGUAACUGGGUGACCACAGAUGAGAUAACAGUUAAAGAACAUCUUGAAGAACCUGAGAUCAAAAUUAAACUGGAAGGAGUACUUACAGUUAGGGCAGGAGAUACCAUUGCCAUUGAAGCAACAGUGAAGGGUAAGCCUCAACCAGAUGUCAAAUGGACAAAAGAUGACAGUACUGAAGAGAUUAGAAAGAGCUCCAGGCUUCAAAUUGAGACUGGUGCAGACUUUUCUAAGAUUUUGCUCACUGGUGCUAAACGCACUGACAGUGGGAAAUAUUAUAUAAUGGCUUCUAACAGUGCAGGAUCAUGCUCUGCUAAUGCUGUAGUCAACGUUUUGGACAGAGCUGGCCCCAUUAGGGAUCUUAAAAUUUCUGGUAUUACUGUCGACAGAUGCCAUCUAGCCUGGGAAAUCCCAGAGGAUGAUGGUGGCUGUGAUAUUUACAACUACAUUAUUGAAAAAUGUGAGACCAAAAGAGGGGUUUGGUCUGUACACUCCAACGCCGUCAUCACCAAUAAAGCUAAAGUAACUCGUCUCAUUGAGGGCAACGAGUACAUCUUCAGAGUUCGAGCUGAAAAUAAAAUGGGCCCAGGACCUGCGGUUCAGAGUGACGCAAUUGUUGCUGGUACCCAGUUUAAUGUACCUGAUGCUCCUGAAGUGCCAGAAGUAACUAAGAUUGGCAAGGAAGACAUGACUGUGCAAUGGUCAGAGCCAGAAAAAAAUGGAGGAAAGCCAAUCACAGGGUAUCUGUUAGAGAAGAAAGAAGAACAUGCCAUCAGAUGGACCCUGGUCAAUAAGGAUCCGAUUCCUGGAACUCGUUUCACAGUUAGCGGACUUUUACCUUUGCAUGACUACCAGUACAGAGUAAAGGCUGUCAAUGAAAUUGGCAUUGGCAAUCCAAGCAAGGCAUCUCGUUCCAUCACAGCAAAAGAUGUAGUUGAGCCUCCUGCACCACCAUCUAAUUUAAAGGUUGUGGACAGUACCAAAUCCACAGUAACUCUUAGUUGGUCAAAACCUGUCUCUGAUGGAGGAGCUCCAAUAAUUGGCUAUGUUGUAGAGAUGAGAAUACAGGGGACUGCCAAGAAAGGAGAAGAUGGCUUUAAGAGGUGCAAUGUUGCAGCUCAACUAGUUGUGUGUGAAUUCACUGUCACAAGUCUCAAUGAGAGUCUUGUGUAUGAAUUCCGAGUGUCUGCCCAGAAUCAGGUGGGCAUGAGUCUGGCCUGUAAUCUAGAGAGUCCUGUCAUCCCAAAGGAAAUUCUUGAGGCACCAGAAAUUGAUUUGGAUGCUAGCCUGAAGCAGGGACUGACGGUUAGAGCUGGUUGUCCCAUAAGACUUUGUGCCACAAUCAGAGGGAGGCCCCCUCCCAAGAUCACUUGGAGAAGGAUGGGUGUUGACAAUGUUGUCAGGAAGGGUAAAAUCGAUAUUAUCGACACCAUGACCUUCUUGGUCAUUCCUGACAGCACUCGCGAUGACUCUGGCAAAUAUUGCCUAACUCUACAUAGCCCUGCUGGGGAAAAAGCCGUCUUUGUCAAUGUUAAAGUACUUGAUACUCCUGGACCGGUAAUGAAUCUUGAAGCAACAGACAUUAAACAGACAUCAGCUGUCUUAACUUGGAAUCCUCCAGAGAAUGAUGGUGGCAGUGAGAUAAAAUACUUCAUUGUUGAAAAACGCGUGAUUGACCGCAAGACAUGGGCAUCUGUUAAGGCUGAGGUUCUCCCAGAAAAGAUUCCCUUCAAAGUCAGCAGCCUAAUACCUGGUACUGAAUACUAUUUUAGAGUCACAGCUGUCAAUGAGUAUGGCUCUGGUGUUCCCAAAACGACACAAACUUCCUACCUCGCCACUGAUCCUGUCAGUAAACCAGACCCAUGCGUAAAGAUAGAAGUUCUAGAAAUAACAAAGAAUAGUGCCACAAUUGGCUGGUUAAGGCCAGAAAGAGAUGGUGGUGCUAAAAUUGAUGGUUAUGUAAUUGAAUACAUUGAGGUAAAACCUCCUCCAGAGCCAGUAGUACCUGUUGAGGGCCCUGAAGCAGAGACAGCUCCUGCACCCUCUCCACCUUCUCCUCCAAUAGAGGAGGAAGAAGAGCCAGAACCUGAAAAGGAAAUAUGGAACACCUACACUAGUGUCAAAGGUCUAACAGUUGGUGUUAGUGGCCUUAAAGAGGGAAAGAAGUACAAGUUCCGAGUGGCUGCCAAAAACAUUAUGGGACUGAGCUCAUUUACUGAGACCAGGGAACCAAUUGAGAUCAAGGAACAAAUGGUGGAGCCAAAGAUUGUUAUGCCAGAGACAGCCAGUGCUAGAGCUGGAGCCAAACUAAGAGUGGAGGCACUGGUUUCAGGAAAACCCACACCAGCUUGCAAGUGGAUGCGUGAUGAAAAUCCAGUGGUUCCAUCCAGUCGCCUGGCUGUGCAUCAGUCUGUUAACUUAUGCGUACUUAUCAUCAAAGACGUCUCAAGGACUGAUAGUGGAGAGUAUAGUAUUGUGGCUGAGAACGGUUCAGCAAAAGUGUCCCAGGCACUAAAGAUUGUUAUCAGAGACAUUCCUGGUCCUCCUGAAGGUCCUGUGGAGAUCAGUGACAUUGAUUCUGAUGCUUGCUCCCUCUCCUGGAAUAAACCACUGGAGGAUGGUGGUAGCAACAUUACCAACUACGUGGUUGAGAAAUGUGACAUGAGCAGAGGUGACUGGGUGACAGCAGUGUCAUCUUGCCCAAAGACCAGUUGCAGACUGGGAAAACUUAUUCCGGGAAAAGAGUAUGUAUUCCGGAUCCGUGCUGAAAACCGCUUUGGUGUAUCAGACCCUAUUCAGUCUGACAGGAUGGUUGCCAAGUUUCCCUUUGAUGUCCCAAGUGAGCCUCUCAACUGUCGUAUUAACAAGACCAACAAAGACUGUAUGUUUGUUGCCUGGGAUAAGCCUGAGAGUGAUGGUGGGAGUCCCAUCACUGGUUACUAUAUUGAGAGAAAGGAGAGGAACAGCCUUUUGUGGGUGAAGGCUAAUGACACUGUCGUGCGUACCACUGAGUACCCAUGUGCUGGCCUUAUAGAGGGCCUGGAAUACACUUUUAGAGUGUCUGCCAUCAACCGUGCAGGGCAAGGCAAAGCAAGCAAGAAGACUGACUUUGUAACUGCUAGGACCCCUGUUGACUCUCCAGGUAAACCAGAGGUCCUAGAUGUUACCAAGAACUCUGUUACUUUGGUUUGGACCCGUCCCAAAAAUGAUGGUGGAAGCAAGAUCAUAGGUUAUUAUGUUGAAGCCAUGCGGCUGCCAGGAGACAAUUGGAUUCGCUGCAACACUAGUAGUCAAAACGUUCCAAGGGAGGAGUAUACAGUCACUGGCCUUGAGCGAGAUCUUCAGUACCAGUUUAGAGUCAUUGCCAAAACUGCUGUGAAUAUGAGCAAGCCCUCAGAAACCACCGAACCAAUCCUGGUCUGUGCAGAGAAUGUUCCUCCAAGAGUCGAACUUAACACCAAGAUGCAGAAGGGUUUUAAGAUCAAAGCUGGUACCACAAUUAUUUUAGAGGCUGAUGUGUUUGGCAAACCUAUGCCCAGAGUAACUUGGAAGAGAAACGAUGAUAACUUGAAAUCUGGUGAAGGUCAGUUAAUCACACAGCAGAGGCAUCACUUUCAACUAGAGAUUCCCAAUGUCACCAAAGAACACACAGGUACUUAUACAGUACUGGCUGAGAAUGCCAGUGGUUCCAAGACUGCAGAGAUUCAAGUUAAUGUACUAGACGUGCCUGGCCCUCCUGCCAGUGUCAAAUAUGAUGAGGUGUUUGCCACCAGUGUUAAGUUGUCCUGGGUCCCUCCUUUGAAAGAUGGUGGUGCCCCUAUCAACAACUACAUCAUAGACAAACGUGAAACCAGCAGAGCUAACUGGGCUCAAGUGUCUUCUAAGGUCAAAGGGGACACUCUAGAAUUUAAUGCAGAAAAACUCAUUGAGAAUCAUGAAUACCAAUUCCGAAUUCGUGCCGAAAACAUGUGGGGAGUUGGAGAUGCACUGAUCACCAACCCAGUCAUCACCAAGAAUCCAUUUACCAUUCCUGGUCCAUGUGAAGCCCCAGUGAUUACCAAUGUGACUAAAGAUGGUAUGACUGUGAGUUGGAAGGAGCCUGCUGAUGAUGGAAAGUCCACAAUCUUGGGCUACAUACUGGAAAAGAAAGCAAUCAAAGAAAUCAACUGGACUAAGUUGAACAGGAAGCCUGUAACAGAGAGAGCAUUUGAAGCAACAGGUCUAACAGAAGGAGUUGAAUAUGAGUUCAGAGUCAUUGCCAUCAAUGCAGCUGGACUUGGCAAAUCCAGCGAACCCUCUGCUAGCUGCACUGCUCAAAAUCCCAUUACUCCUCCUGGGCCAGUGUUAAGCCCCAGUGUAACUGACACCACCCAUAGCACCAUCAGUCUGACAUGGACAGCCCCAUCUAACAAUGGAGGAAGCCCUAUUAUUGGGUAUUUGGUGGAAUCCAGAAGGACUGACAGCACUGACUGGAUUCGCUGUAAUGUUCCCAGGAACUUACAGGAGACAAACUAUGUAAUUCAAAAUCUCAUUGAUAAAGCAGAGUACCAGUGUCGUAUCACUGCUGUCAACAAAGUUGGAUUUGGUGAAUCAGUAGAAGUACCUGGCAAACAUGUUGCCAAGGAUAUCAUAGUUGCACCUGAAGCAGAGUUAAGUGCAGAUCUGAAACAAGUCCUAGAACUACAUGCUGGUACCACCAUGAGACUUCAGGCUACCAUCAAGGGUCGUCCCACUCCUCGUGUCACCUGGGCUAAGAUGAAUACCAACAUUAAGGAUCGUCAGGGAAUCAUCAUCAAAUCUAGCAAAAUGGAUACGAUGGUGAUGGUCGAAAAUGUCAACAGAUAUGAUGCUGGCAAAUAUAUUUUGAACCUCGAGAGCUCGGCUGGGAUGAAAAUGUACACUAUUGUUGUCAAAGUACUUGACACACCUGGGCCACCAGUAAAUCUGAUGGUGAAAGAAACCACAAAAGACAGUGCCUCCAUCUUUUGGGAUGCUCCUUUGAUUGAUGGUGGGUUUGAAAUCACCCACUACAUUGUGGAAAAACGUGACACUGAGAGAAAGGCAUGGUCAGUUGUUUCAAACAACUGCAAUAAGACAUCCUUCAAGGUCCCAGACUUAGAUGCUGGGCGGUCUUACUGUUUCCGAGUGUCUGCAGUUAACCAGCUUGGUGCUGGGGAAUGUUGUGAAACAGCUGAUGCAGUCAGAGCAACAGAGGAGCCUGGACCUGUCAUGGACUUCAAGACUCUGCUGGUAACCAAGGACUCUUGCACUCUGAGCUGGAAGAAACCCCUUAGUGAUGGUGGCAGUCGGAUCAUCUGUUAUGUACUGGAAGUUCUCAAUGGUGAUGACAAGUACAAGGAGCUGAUGAGGUCCAAGAAUAUGCAGUAUAGUGCCAAGGAUCUGGUAGAAGGCAAAGAGUACACCUACCGGGUUAAAGCUAUAAAUGACUCGGGAGAGAGUGCUGUAAAGGAGCUAACUUUUGUUGCCAAAGAUCAGAUCAUACUUCCUAGCUGUGACCUGAGAGAAUUACCAAACAUGUGCUAUAUUGCCAAAGAGGGCAGCACUGUUCGACUAAAGAUCCCCAUUAUUGGCAAACCUACUCCAAAGGUUUCUUGGAAGAAGGGAGAUGACGAAGACCUAGCAGAUACUGGCAGAGUAUGUGCAGAGUCCUCUGCAGUCAAUACCACCCUCUUAAUCAGAGAUUGCCAAAGAAAUGAUGCUUCUAAGUACACCAUUACUUUAAGAAACAGUGCUGGCAGCAAGGAGUCCACCAUCUUCAUCAGGGUUGUGGGUAAACCUGGCAUUCCUACUGGACCAGUUAAGUUCAAAGAUGUCACUGCUGAUGGUGCUACAUUGAAGUGGGGUGUUCCCAAGGAUGAUGGGGGCUCAGAGAUAACCAACUACAUUCUGGAAAAGAGGGACUUUAUCACCAGCAUGUGGGUCACGGUAUCCUCCACUGUGGAAACUAAUAGUAUGAGGAUCACUGGUCUCCAUGAGGGUACCGAAUACAUUUUUAGAGUUGCUGCAGAGAACAAAUAUGGUGUUGGAGAAAGUCUUAAAUCCGAGUCUGUUGUAGCAAAACACCCUUUUAAUGUCCCAGAUGCACCUGUUCCUCCUCAAAUCAUGAGCAUGCGUCAUGAUUCUGCAUACCUGGCCUGGGGGGACCCUAGGAAGACUGGAGGCUCACCCAUCACAGGCUACCAUGUUGAAUUCAAAGAAAGAAACAGCAUGUUGUGGAAAAGAGCUAGCCCAUCUGCUUUGAAGAUGAAAGAACACAAGGUUACUGGGCUUACUGAAGGACUGGAGUAUGAGUUUCGAGUAAUGGCUGUCAAUUUGGCAGGCAUUGGCAGGCCGAGUGCUCCCACUGAUCCACAAGUGGCCUUGGAUCCAAUUGAUGCACCUGGUAAACCAAAUGUUAUCAGCAUCACCAAGAGCAGUGUGACACUUCAAUGGACUGAACCACAGUUUGAUGGUGGCCACAGACUUACUGGCUACAUUGUUGAGAAGAGGGACUUGCCUUCCAAAAUCUGGGUGAAAGCAAACAACGUGAAUGUUGUAGAACCUGCAUUCACUAUUGUUGACCUGCAAGAGGGCUGCAAAUACGAGUUCAGGAUUAGGGCAAAGAAUGCUGCUGGUGCCAUCAGCCCACCGUCAGAGCAGACAGAUACUAUUUUGUGUAGAGAUGAAUAUGCUGCACCAACCAUUACUAUUGAUGCCCAGGUAAUGGAAGGCCUUACGGUCCGUGCUGGUGAUACCAUUGUUAUCACUGCCACAAGUAUUAUGGGAAAACCUGCUCCUGUCUCCUGCUGGUCAAAGGGAGGAAAGUAUUUUAAGCCAUCUGACAUUGUUCAUAUUGAAAGCACUGCAACAUCAUCAAUUUUGUCUGUAAAAUAUGCGGGCAGAAAAGACUCAGGAGAGUACACUAUAACUGCUAGUAACCCCUUUGGUGUAAAAGAGGAAACUGUCAAAGUCAAAGUUCUAGAUGUUCCUGGUUCUCCUGGACCUAUUGAAUGCAGUGGUGUAUCUUCUGAAAAGGUAACUCUGACAUGGACAGCUCCAACUGAAGAUGGUGGUUCUCCUGUUAAAUAUUAUACCUUGGAGAAGAGGGAGACUAGUCGUCUGCUUUGGACUGUCCUAGAAGACAAGGUUUUGGACUGUCACUUUGUUGCCAAUAAACUCAUUCAGGGCAACGAGUACUUCUUUAGAGUUUCCGCCAUCAAUCAGUAUGGUGCCAGCGAGCCAUCUCAUUCCGACGCUGUCAACAUGGUUGACAGAUUUGGUCCUCCUGGUCCUCCAUCCAAACCAGAGAUUGAGAACAUUAAUGGGCAUACAGUCACUUUGUCUUGGAGAAGACCAGCUGAGGAUGGAGGAAGUGACAUUAUUGGCUAUUCUGUUGAGAAAAAGGAAAAGAAAGCUGUACGAUGGAUGCGAGCAUCCAAGAAAUCCAUAGCUGAACUCACCUUUGAAGUCACAGGCCUCACUGAGGGUGUGGAGUAUGAGUUCCGAGUUCUUGCUGAGAACAGAGCUGGCUUUGGGGAGCCCAGCGAAACAUCUAUGCCUGUCAGAACAACAGUAGCUGCUUAUGUGCCAGGUCGUCCAGUCAACCCAAGAGUUACUGACACAACUAAGACCACUGCGACUCUGAACUGGGGAAAACCCUUGAAUAAUGGUGGACUUGAAGUCACGGGGUAUGUGAUUGAACAUAAAAAAGAUGGAACGGACGUAUGGGUCAAAGAUACUCCUUCACAUCCAUUGAAGAUUACAGAAUUUGUGGUACCAGAUCUGGAAAAUGGUGGAAAGUAUCUUUUCAGAAUAAGUGCAGUAAAUGCUAAGGGAACAGGUGAACCUGCUGAAAUUCAGGAACUGGUUGAGAUUGUGGAACGUGCAGCUGAACCUGAUUUAGAGCUUGAUGUUGAACUAAGAAGAACUCUUGUUGUCAGAGCCAGCUGUUCCAUAAGACUUUUUGUGCCAAUCAAGGGUCGUCCUACACCUACAGUAACUUGGACUAAAGAAGGGGGCGCUGUCCCACGAGCAGUUAUAGACAGCACAGAAUCAUACACAAUGCUUCUUGUUCCAGAAAGUAUUAGAAAUGAUACUGGCAAAUAUGAGCUUACACUUGAAAAUUCCGCUGGUAAGAAAAGUGCAGAUAUUCAUGUGAGAGUUCUUGAUACACCUGGACCUCCUCUAAAUCUAAAGCCAGUUAAAAUUGACAAAGAAAGUAUAACACUUCAAUGGGAAAUGCCUCUUGUAGAUGGUGGAGCCAAGAUCACCAACUACAUUAUUGAGAAAAGAGAAUCAACCCGCAAGGCUUUCGCUACUGUUAUCACAAACUGCACAACAACAUCAAUCAGAAUUGGAGAUCUGGGAGAAGGCUGUGAGUACUACUUCAGAGUGUCUGCUGAAAAUGAGUAUGGUAUUGGUGAGGCCGUUGAAACCUCAGAUCCAAUUCGCGCAUCACAGUCUCCAUCUGCUCCAGAAAGCAUGAUUCCAACUGAUAUCACAAAGAAUUCUGUAAGCUUGGCUUGGACAAAACCCAAGCAUGACGGUGGAAGCAGGAUAACAGGAUAUGUAUUAGAAGCCCAAAAGAAGGGUACAGAUCAAUGGGCUCAUGUAACAACAGCAAAGUCCAUGGAUUUCACAGUAAAAAAUCUCAAUGAGAAUGAGGAGUACAUUUUUCAUGUUAUGGCUGUCAACCAAUCCGGCCGAAGUGUUCCACGUGAGAGUAAACCUAUUGUUGUUAGAGAUUCCACUUCCCUCCCUGAGUUUGACUUGCGUGGUGUAUGCAAAAAAACUGUUAUUGCCAAAGCAGGUAAUGACAUAAAGAUUGAAAUUCCAGUUUUGGGACGUCCUAGACCAACAAUUUCUUGGCAAAAGAAUGAUGCAGUGCUGAAACUCACCCAGAGAAUAAAUAUAGAAACUACUGCUGCUACAGCUGUUCUUAAUAUAUCUGAAUGCACACGGGAUGACAGUGGUGUGUACACCAUAUUAGGAAAGAACAUUGUUGGAUCUGUGACAGACAACAUCACUGUGAAAAUACAUGAUGUACCUGGACCACCAAAAGGACCCAUUCAAAUUGUGGAAAAAUCUCGAACUUUUUGCAUCUUCUCUUGGGAAACUCCAGAGAAUGAUGGGGGUGUUCCAAUAACUAACUAUGUGGUUGAGAUAAGAGAAACUACUUCUCAAACAUGGACGGAGCUAUCUUCCUCAGUAAUACGCACAAUGUUCAAAGCCAGCCGUUUAACCACUGGAUCGGAGUAUCAGUUUAGAGUAAAAGCCAAGAAUAGGUAUGGUGUUGGACCUCCCAUUACUUCAGAGGCAGUCUUAGCAUCUUAUCCUUUCAAGGUACCCGGGCCACCAAGUACUCCCACUGUUGCAGCAUUUACCAAGGACUCAAUUACAAUUGGCUGGAACGAACCUGUGGCUGAUGGUGGAAAUGAAGUAAUUGGUUACCAUGUCGAGAGGAAAGAAAGAAACAGCAUUGUGUGGCAUAAGAUCAGCAAGGGUCUUGUGAAAGGAAAUAUAUUUAAGUCCACAGGACUUGAGGAUGGAGUUGCCUAUGAGUUCCGUGUUAUGGGUGAAAACAUGGCUGGAAUUGGUAAACCUAGCAAGGUCUCAGAGGCAAUACUGGCUUUGGACCCAGUAGAUCCCCCAGGUCAGCCUAUGCCCAUAAUUGUAAAUAAGAAUGCCAUCACAAUACAGUGGACAAAGCCUGAGUAUGAUGGUGGCUUCAAAAUUACUGGCUACACAGUGGAAAAAAGAGAACUCCCUACCGGUCGCUGGACUAAGGCUAACUUCACAAACAUCAUUGAGACAACAUUUACUGUCAGUGGACUGACUCAGGACACUUCCUAUGAGUUUCGUGUUAUAGCCAGAAACUCAGCAGGUUCAAUGAGCAUGCCUUCCGAUCCCUCUGGCCCAAUUGCCUGUAAAGAUGACAUUACAGAACCAAGAAUUAUGGUUGAUGCCAUCUUCAAGGACAUUAUUCUGCUAAAGGCAGGAGAAUCUUUCAAGCUGGAUGCUGAUAUAGCUGGCCAACCAACCCCAUCUAUGUCUUGGACAAAAGAUGGAAAGGAGGUAGAGAACACAAUGAAACUUGAAGUCAGAUAUACUGAGCUAACAACAAUUCUGACCAACAAGGACUCUGUCAGAUCUGAUAGUGGUGAAUUUAUUUUGACUGCGUCUAACAGUGGAGGAUUUGCGAAGCACAUUUUUAAUGUCAAGGUUCUUGACAGACCAGGAGCACCACUUGGACCACUUCAAGUUUCUGAAGUAACUGCUGACAACUGUUUACUUACAUGGUCUCCACCUGCAGAUGAUGGUGGGUCAAAAAUUGAGGGUUAUGUGAUUGAAAAACGCGAAUCAAGCAGAUUGGUUUGGACCACUGUUGUUUCUGGCCUAUUACUGACACAAUACAAAGUGACCAAACUUCUCAAAGGAAAUGAAUACAUUUUCAGAAUUAUGGCUACCAACAAAUAUGGACUCGGAGAGCCUCUUGAAUCAGAGCCCACUAUUGCUGACAACCCAUAUAAGAUUCCAGAUCCUCCAGGGAAUCCUGAGGUGACUGUUAUCACUAAAGAUUCAAUGGUUGUAAGGUGGCAAGAACCAAAGAAUGAUGGAGGAACACCCAUUAUCAAUUACAAUAUUGAAAGAAAAGACAGAGCUGGCCUUCGCUGGGUCAAAUGCAACAAGAGAAAGAUCAAAGAUUUACAAUACAAAACAACAGGUCUUGUUCCCGGACACGAAUAUGAAUUUAGAAUAACAGCUGAGAAUGCUGCUGGGGUGAGUGCACCAAGUGUUUGCAGCCCAUUCUCUAAGGCCACAGAUACACUGUAUAAACCAGGACCUCCAUGCAACCCUAGAGUUUUGGACACAACCAAGUCCUCAAUUACUGUUGCCUGGAACAAGCCUUUAUAUGAUGGUGGCUCUGACAUUAGUGGUUAUAUUGUGGAGACAUGUAUGCCAAGGGAAAAAGAAGAGGAAGAAGAAUGGACCAUUGUUACACCAAAGGACGGUCUCCUUGCCACUUCAUUUACCAUUAUUGAUCUAAAGGAGAACCAAGAAUAUAAGAUUAACAUAUCUGCCAUCAACAAUGAAGGAGUUGGAGAUUCAAUAUCUGUACCUGGAAAUCCUAAAGCAGAGAACAGACUUCUCCAACCUGAGAUAGAUUUAGAUAUAGAACUACGUAAGGUGGUCUGCCUGAGAGCUUGCUGCUCACUUAGACUGUUUGUGCCUAUUAGGGGCAGACCACCUCCUCAAGUUAAAUGGACUAAAGAUGAUGGAGAGCACAUAGAAAGAGCAACCAUUGACAGCACACCAUCAUACACUUCACUUGUAAUUGAAAAUGUUAAUAGAUUUGACAGUGGAAAAUACAACCUAACAAUUGAAAACAGCUCUGGUUCCAAAGCAGCUACAGUACAAGUCAGAGUUCUUGAUACACCAAGCGCCCCGCAAAAUCUGAAAAUUACUGCUGUCACAAAUGAAGCUGUGACUUUAACUUGGGAUCCACCAAUAAAUGAUGGAGGAGUAAAAAUUAAGAACUAUGUAGUUGAAAAACGUGAGUCUACCAGAAAAGCAUAUGCCACAGUUAAUGCAAACUGCCAUAACACCACAUUCACAGUAAAUCAGCUCCUGGAGGGAUGCAACUAUUACUUCAGGGUUUUGGCCGAAAACGAGUAUGGCAUUGGUUUGCCAGUUGAGUCGGUUGAAUCAGUCAAAGUGUCCGAAAAACCACAGCCUCCUGGAAAAAUUACUCUUAAGGAUGUUACCAAGAACAGUGUUACCCUCACAUGGGAAAGGCCAGAACAUGAUGGUGGCAGCAGAGUGGGCUGUUAUGUUGUUGAGAUCCAACCUAAGGGUGUUGAUAAGUGGACACAGGCUGUAAUUGUGAAAGAAACAGAAGCUACAAUCAAUGGACUUAUUGCAGGAGAGGAGUAUAUGUUCCGUGUUGCAGCUAGAAAUGAGAAGGGAACAAGUGACCCUCGCCAAAUUGGUGUCCCUGUAAUUGUAAAAGAUCUUGUGAUUGCACCAGUUGCUAAAAUGUUGUUUAACACCUUUACUGUGCUUGCUGGAGAAGAUCUGACAGUAGAAAUUCCCUAUUUUGCUCGUCCUAAAGCUCUAGUCUCCUGGGUUAAAGAUGGUCAGUCCCUGAAGAGAACUACCAGAGUUAAUUUUGAUGCAACCGAGACCAUAUUGAAGCUUAACAUUAAAGAAGCUACUAAAGAUGAUGUUGGACAAUAUGUUAUUACUCUUAGCAACUCCACAGGAGAGACUACAGCAAAUGUUGGAAUUGUUGUUCUUGAUAAACCUGGGCAGCCUGGUGGCCCAAUUAUGGUUGAGGAGGUUACUUCUGACAGUGUAACUAUCUCCUGGAAUCCACCAGAAUAUUCUGGUGGUUGUACAAUCAAAAAUUAUAUUGUGGAAAAGAGAGAUACAUCCACAACAAACUGGAUGACUGUAUCAUCCAACUUAGCAAGGACAAAAAUUAAGGCAGGCAGGUUGAAAACUGGCUCUGAGUAUCAGUUUAGAAUCACAGCCGAAAACAGAUAUGGAAAAGGCCAAUUUCUUCUUUCUGAAUGCAUUGUUGCUCAGUAUCCAUACAAGCUCCCAGGACCACCAGGAACACCUUCAAUUGUUGCCUGUACCAAGGACACCAUGGUUGUUGUCUGGAAUGAACCUGUGGUUGAUGGUGGCAGUGCUAUAUUGGGUUACCAUCUUGAGCGCAAAGAAAGAAACAGUAUUUUAUGGGUGAAACUAAACAAAUCUCUCAUUACUGACCAGACAUUUAAGACAACAAAUCUUGAACCAGGAAUGGAAUAUGAAUAUAGAGUUUAUGCUGAAAACAUUGUUGGAAUAGGAAAAGUGAGCAAGGUAUCCGAGGGACAUAUUGCAAGAGAUCCUUGUGAUCCCCCAGGUACUCCAGAGGCAACAAAAAUUACUAAUCACUCUGUAACAAUUAUCUGGUCCAAGCCUGAGUAUGAUGGUGGUGCAAAGGUGACUGGCUAUAUUGUGGAAAAGAAAGAACUUCCUGAGGGACGCUGGCUUAAAGCUAACUUCACUAAUGUAAUUGAAACAGAAUAUGUUGCAUCUGGGCUUGUGAUGGAUAAUCAGUAUGAAUUCCGCGUCAUUGCUAGAAAUGCUGCUGGUGUUUUUAGUGCUCCCUCUGACACCACUGGUCCUAUAACUGCCAGAGAUGAAGUUGAACCUCCACGCAUCAGUAUUGAUCCUGAGUACACUCAGACCCUUGUGGUUAAUGCUGGAGAAAGCUUCAAAAUUCAUGCAGAUGUUCAUGGCAAGCCAUUGCCCUCUAUCCAUUGGAUGAAAGGGGAGCUUGAACUGGUUAAUACUGUAUGCAGAGAUAUAAAGAAUACACCUAGUAAAGCUUUUAUAUCUGUAAAAGAAGCUAAACUUUUAGAUGGAGGUCAAUACACUCUGCUGCUAAAAAAUCCAGGAGGAGAAAAAGUAGUACAUGUUAAUGUUGUUGUCUUAGAUAAGCCUGGUGAAUCACAAGGACCUAUUGUUGUAACAGGUAUAAACAAUGACCAAUGCUGCCUUGCAUGGAAGCCACCACUAAAAGAUGGUGGUAGCACAGUUUCCCAUUAUGUUGUUGAAAGAAGAGAGACAAGUAGAUUGGUCUGGACAGUUGUGGACCCAAAAGUGGAAACAACGUGUUUAAAGGUUACUAAGCUCCUAGAGGGAGAUGAGUAUAUCUUCCGAGUUUAUGCUGUCAAUCAGUUUGGAGUAGGUGCACCGCUAGAGUCUGCUCCUGUGUUAAUCAAGGAUCCAUGUCUGCCACCCAGUUCACCCAAGAAUUUAGAAGUUUCAAAUAUUAAAAAAGAUUCAAUGGUUCUAAACUGGGAAACUCCUCCUGAAACUGGAGGCAGUCCGAUUAGUGGUUACAUAAUUGAAAAGCACGAUAAAGAGGGUGUAAGAUGGACAAGGUGCAAUAGGCAAGCAGUCACAGGUUUGACUUUCAAAGUCACUGGACUCUUGGAGAGCCAUAUUUAUGAGUUUAGAGUUGCAGCUGAAAAUGCUGUUGGUGUUGGUGAGCCAAGUUCCCCAACUGUUUUCCAUAAAGCGGUUGAUCCUAUCUUCAGGCCUGGCCCACCACUUAACCCAAAAGUCUCAGACACAACAAAAUCGUCAGCGAUCCUUAUGUGGUCUAAGCCUGUAUGUGAUGGAGGCUGUGAGAUACAGGGAUAUAUUGUUGAAUGUUGUACUACAACUGCAUCAACUGGACCCCUGGAGACCACAGAGACAGACAUAGGUGCAACAGAAGUACCAGUUGAGGAAUGGAGAAUUUGUACACCACCAAUGGGUGUAAAGAAAACCAAAUUUGAAGUCUUAAAUCUGAAGGAACAUCAGGCAUACAGGUUCAGAGUGUGUGCUAUAAACAAAGUAGGAGUUGGUGAACAUGCUGAUGUUACUGGAGCUAUUAUAGUGCAAGAGAAAGAAGAAGAGCCAGACCUUGACAUUGACCCAGAACUGCGAAAGAUAGUGACCUGUAAAGCUGGCACUUCCCUUAGGCUGUUUGUUCCAAUAAAAGGACGCCCUACCCCUACCAUCAAGUGGGAUAAAGAUGAAGCUCCACUUAAAGAAUCUGCUCAAGUUGAGGCAACAAGCAGUUACACAUCCCUUGUAAUUGAUAAGACAAGCAGAAAUGAUAGUGGAAAAUACACAAUCUCUGCAGAAAAUUCCAGUGGAAAAAAAUCUUCAUUUAUUGUUGUACGGAUCCUUGACACACCCAGUGCUCCUGUUAAUCUUAAAGUGAAAGAAAUCACAAACCAGUCAGUAACACUGGAAUGGGAACCACCUUUGCUGGACGGUGGGUCCAAGAUCAAAAACUACAUUAUUGAAAAGAGAGAAAGUACUAGAAAAACAUUUGCUGCUGUGGCAACAAAUUGUCAUGCUCUUUCAUGGAAAAUUGAGCCUCUUCAAGAGGGGUGUAGUUACUACUUCAGAGUCCUUGCUGAAAAUGCUUAUGGUGUUGGUUUGCCUUCAGUGACAGUGGACCCUCUCAAGGUUUCAGAGGUCCCUCAGUCUCCAAAGAGCUUAAUUGUUACAGAUCAGACCAAAACUAGCAUUUCUUUGGUUUGGGAAAAGCCAGACUAUGAUGGAGGAAGCAGAGUGGUACAGUAUCUCCUUGAAGUACAGCAGAAAGGACAGGAAAAAUGGUGUUCAGUAAACACAUUUAAGACAAUGGAAACUACUGUCUCAAAUCUAAACCCAGGAGAGGAAUACGUAUUCAGAGUUACAGCAAUCAAUGACAAGGGAAAGAGUGACCCUAAAGCUCUUACUGGUCCAGUGAUGACCAAGGAUUUAGUCUAUGAACCAGAUGUCCGUCCAGCAUUUAGCAGCUACAGCGUUCAUGUGAGCAAAGAUUUGAAUAUAGACAUUCCCAUCUUUGGACGCCCCAAACCAACAGUCACAUGGACUAAAGAUGGGGCUCCUUUAAAAUUCACCACUAGGGUUAAUAUUCUAAAUAAACCAUCAAAAACAACACUCAACAUUAAGGAGGCAGCAAUUGAUGAUGGUGGCAUGUACUGUAUCUGCGCAACCAACGCAGCUGGAAAAAAGGAAACAACUAUUGAAAUCAUAAUAUUAGACAAGCCUGGUCCACCAUCAGGCCCUGUAAGAUUUGAGGAAAUUACAACUCAGAGUGUCACUAUGUCAUGGGACCCUCCAAAAUACAACGGCGGAUGUCAAAUUUCAAACUACAUUGUUCAAAAAAGAAAUACUACCACAACAACUUGGGAAAAUGUAAGCAUAAAUUGUGCCAGAACCACUAUCAAAGUGACAAAGCUUACAACUGGAACUGAGUACCAGUUUAGGAUUAUUGCCCAGAAUCGUUAUGGCAAGAGUCAGGGUUUGGAUUCAUCAAGCGCAGUUGCUCAGUACCCAUACAAAGAACCAGGCCCCCCAGGCACACCCUUUAUCUCCUCUCUUUCCAGAGACCACCAAGUUGUUGAGUGGCAUGAACCUGUCUCAGAUGGAGGCAGUCCUGUUCUUGGCUAUCAUCUUGAGAGGAAAGAGAGAAAUAGUAUUCUCUGGGUGAAAAUUAACAAGACACUUAUUCAUGAUACUAGUUUUAAGAGUUAUCCUCUGGAGGAAGGUACUGAGUAUGAAUAUAGGGUGUAUGCUGAAAAUAUUGUCGGUGUUGGGAGAAGCAGUAAGGUUUCUGAAGGCUGUGUUGCCCGUGACCCCUGUGAUCCUCCUGGUAUACCAGAGGCCAUCCAUGUGUCCAAAGACACCAUUAUAAUUCAGUGGACUAAACCCGAAUAUGAUGGUGGCAGCAAUAUUACUGGAUAUAUUAUAGAAAAGCGAGACCUGCCAGAAGGCAGAUGGGUCAGAGCAAAUUUUACAAAUGUAACUGAGACCCAGUUUACAGUCACUGGUCUAACUGAAAGUGCGCAGUAUGACUUUAGGGUCAUUGCUAAAAAUUCUGUUGGUACAGUUAGCAAACCAUCAUACAAUAGUGGUCCAAUUAUAGCAAGUGAUAAAGUUGAAGCACCUAAAGCUUCUAUUGACCCUGGGUUUACCAAAACCAUUAUCAUCAAUGCAGGAGAGACAUUCAAGAUAGAUGCUGAUAUCCGUGGUAAGCCAUUGCCAGCAGUCCAGUGGUUCAAGGAAGAAAAGAUAGUCGAAAACACACUCAGAAUAGAUAUAAGAAACACUGAAAAUAACGCAAUGAUGGUCAUUAAAGACUCUGUCAGAGAUGACAGUGGAACCUAUACUCUACUGCUGACAAAUGAAGCUGGAACUGAAAAAGUUAUUUUCAAAGUUUUGGUUCUGGAUAGGCCCAGUCAAUGUGAGGGACCCCUCCACAUCACUGGAGUAGCUGAAGACAGAUGCACACUAUCAUGGAGUGCCCCUCUUCAUGAUGGAGGUAAUCCUAUUACACAUUAUGUCAUCGAGAGACGAGAGACCAGUCGUCUAGCUUGGACUGUUGUUUCUAAUAGUUGUAGUACCACAUGUCACAAAGUUACCAAGUUAUUAGAAGGGAAUGAGUAUAUUUUCCGUGUAAUGGCAGUUAACAGUUAUGGUAUCAGUGAACCACUAGAGUCCAGUCCAGUGACUAUGAGGACCCCUUUUGUUCCACCUGGUUCACCUCAUAUUGAAAACAUAUGUGACAUUUCUCAUGAUGGCAUGACUAUUACCUGGUCAGCUCCUGAUAGUGAUGGAGGCACUGAAAUCACUAACUACAUAAUUGAAAAGAAGGACAGAGCUGGAAUUAAGUGGACUAGAUGCAAUAGACAGAAAAUUACUGAUCUCUCUUUUAGAGUUACUGGCCUGUCUACUGAGCAUGAGUAUGAGUUCAGAGUUGCUGCUGAAAACAUAGUUGGAGUAGGAGAACCAAGUCUGUCCAGUUCAUAUUACAAGGCAUGUGAUCCCAAGUACAAACCCAGUGCCCCAACAUAUGUGAAUGUUGUCGACUCAACAAAAACAUCUAUUACAGUUUCAUGGGGUAAGCCUCUUUUUGAUGGUGGCAGUGACAUUCAAGGAUACAUCGUUGAAGUAUGCAAAGAUGAAGAAGAGGAAUGGACCAUGGUUACUCCUCCUACUGGUCUACGUGUCAACAAAUAUGAAAUUACUAAGCUUACUGAGGGUCAAGAGUACAAGAUCCGAGUGUGUGCUUUGAACAAACUUGGAGUUGGAGAGCCAAUUAGUCUUUCUGGUACUAUUAAACCAGAGGAAAAGUUUGAGCCCCCACAAAUUCAUCUCGACUCUGAGCUCAGAAAAGGCAUAACAGUGAAAGCUGGUGGAUCUGUUAAAAUCCAUAUUCCUUUCAAAGGCAGACCAGCACCAGAGAUCACGUGGACAAAGGAUGAAGGAAACCUAACUGAAAAGACUGUGAUUGAAAAAGCUGUCAACUUUACACAACUGUCCAUAGAUUCAUGUGACCGUAACGACUCUGGAAAAUACACUUUGAGUUUGACCAAUACCAGUGGCUGUGUGUCAGAGGUUGUGUCAGUUAAAGUUUUGGAUACACCUGGAGCUCCACAGAACCUUGUGGUUAAAAAUGUCAAAAGGGAUUCUGUUACUCUUGAAUGGAAUGUUCCACUGAAUGACGGGGGUUCUAAAAUCAGAAAUUAUGUCAUUGAGAAGCGUGAAUCAACUAGGAAAGCAUAUGCAAAUGUGUCCACAAAAUGUUUAAAGACUACAUUUAAUGUUGAGAACCUAAUUGAAGGAGCUCUUUAUUACUUCAGAGUUAUGGCUGAGAACGAAUAUGGGAUUGGCCAAGCUGUUGAGACAAAAACUGCCUCUAAGGCCUCUGAGGUUCCUCUGCCAGUGGGAAAGGUGUUUCUCACUGAUGUUACUAAGACUAGUGCCACACUGGCCUGGGAGAAACCUGAGCAUGAUGGAGGGAGUAGGAUUGGUGGGUAUUUGAUAGAGAUGCUGCCAAAGGGUACAGAUAAAUGGGGAGUCGCUACAAAUACAAAGACCUGUGAAGGAAAUGUUACAGGCCUUACUGCCGGUGCAGAAUACCAAUUCCGUAUUGUUGCCUAUAAUGAGAAAGGAAAGAGUGAGCCAAGGGUGCUUGCUGCACCUGUAAUUGCAAGUGAUAUGACCAUGGAGCCAAUCAUUAAAAUGCAAUUCAACACAUACACUGUGUUGGCUGGAAAAGAUUUGAAGUUAGAGUUCAAUGUUCUUGGCAGACCCAAACCUAAAGUCAAUUGGACCAAGAAUGGUCAACCACUGAAGGUUACUUCCAGAGUUAACAUAAUAAACACUUCAUCAAUGACUGGAAUUCAGAUUACAGAGGCAUGCAAAGACGAUUUUGGCAAAUACUCUAUUACUGCAAACAAUGCUGUUGGCACCGUCACAGAAGAUUUGACUGUUAUAAUUCUUGACAAGCCUGGUCCUCCUAAGGGUCCAGUCAAAGUUAUUGAGGUUAGUAACACUUUUGUCCAUUUGUCCUGGGAGCCCCCAGAGUACACUGGUGGAUGUCAAGUAAAGAACUACAUAGUGGAAAGGAGAGAUACAACAACUACAGCUUGGCAGCCAGUUAACACACAUUUGGCAAGAACAGCUUUGAAAAUUACCAAGCUAAAAACCAGUGCAGAAUACCAGUUCAGAAUCAUAGCAGAAAACAGAUAUGGAAAGAGUGCGCCUCUUGAUUCUAAGGCUAUUGUUGUGCAGUAUCCAUAUAAACCGCCAGGACCUCCAGGAACACCAUUUGUUAAAUAUGCAACUAAGGAAAUGAUGAUUAUUGAAUGGAAUGAGCCAGUCAUUGAUGGAGGUAGUGUAGUUAUUGGUUACCAUCUAGAAAGCAAGGAAAGAAAUAGCAUUCUGUGGAACAAACUGAACAAGACACUUAUCAUUGAUACUCAGUUCAAGAUCUGCAAUCUUGAGGAGGGUAUUGGAUAUGAAUUUAGGGUAUAUGCAGAAAAUAUUGUUGGUAUUGGUCGAUGCAGUAAAGUUUCUGAGUCCUAUGUUGCCCGUGAUCCAUGUGAUCCUCCUGGUGCUCCUGAAGCUGUGUCUAUUUCUAAGAAUCAAAUCAAGAUUCAAUGGACCAAGCCACAGUAUGAUGGGGGCAGCAAAGUAAAUGGAUAUAUUGUAGAAAGAAAGGAUCUCUCCUCCCCUGAUGGACGCUGGGUAAGAACUAAUUUUACCAAUGUAGUUGAAACUGAGUACAUUGUCACUGGUCUGACAGAAAAAGAGCAAUAUGAAUUCAGAGUUACUGCAAGAAAUGCAGCUGGAGUUUUCAGUGAGCCAUCAGACAGCUCUGGACCCAUCACAGCAACUGAUGAAAUUGAAGCACCUAGAGCUUCAAUGGAUCCCAAAUACAAGGAUGUCAUUGUUGUUAAUGCUGGAGAUAGUUUGCUUCUUGAUGGAGACAUUUAUGGAAAACCCCUUCCUGAUGUCUUCUGGCUGAAAGAAGGCAAAGAAAUUGAGAGGACCUUUCGCAUUGAAGUGAAAACUAUGCAAAAAAGGGCAACCAUGACAAUUAAGGAUGUCACCAAGCUUGAUUGUGGUAAAUAUGAACUUGUUCUCAAAAAUCUUGGGGGUACUAAAGCCUUCCCCAUUGUUGUCAAAGUACUUGAUAAACCAGGGCCACCUACUGGACCUAUAAAAGUGACUGGAGUCAUGUCUGACAGGUGCAUCUUAGCAUGGUCUGAGCCAACCCUGGAUGGUGGUGCUAGUGUCAGUCACUACGUUUUGGAAAAGAGGGAGACAAGCAGGUUGUCUUGGACAAUUGCCGCUCCUAAUGUUAAGGGGCUAUACCACAAAGUUACAAAUUUACUUCCAUUAAAUGAAUACAUUUUCAGAGUAAGGGCAGUCAACAAAUACGGCAUUGGUGAUUACCUUGAGAGUGACCCUGUUAUUGCACGCAAUCCUUACAAGGCACCAAGUAGUCCUGGCACCCCAGAAGCAAAUAAAAUCACAAAAGACUCUAUGGUUGUGUCAUGGACUGCUCCAGAACACACAGGUGGAGCUGAAAUUCAAGGUUACCACCUUGAAAAACGCAGCAAAGACAGUGUUAGAUGGACAAAAUGCAACAGACAAAAGUUAACAGACACUCAUUUCAAAGUCACUGGACUAAUGACGGAUCAUUUCUAUGAGUUCCGUGUUGCUGCUGAGAAUGAGGCUGGAGUAGGAGAUCUCAGUGAGUUGUCCCUAUUUUACAGAGCAUGUGAUGCAACAACCCCACCUGGUCCUCCGCACCACCCUAAAGUGAUUGACUACACAAAAUGCUCUGUAUCCCUGUCUUGGAAUAAACCAGACUUUGAUGGGGGGGCAUUUAUAAAGGGUUACAUUGUUGAAAUGAGGAAGUGUACUCCUGCGCCUGAGUUAAAAGAUGGAGAACAUGUAACAACAGCAAUAGAAGCACCUGUUGAAAAAGAAUGGACCAUGUGCACUCCACCCACUGGCAUUCAAACUACUAAAUUAACUGUCACAGAUCUUAAAGAAGGCGGUGAAUACCAGUUCCGUAUCUGUGCUCUCAAUUCAGAAGGAGUAGGAGAAGCUGCCAAUGUCCACGGGACAGUUACUACUUCUGACAAAGCAGAAGCACCAGAAAUUGAGUUGGACGCUGAUCUUAGAAAGGUUGUAUCUGUCCGCGCUGGUGGAACUCUGCGUCUUUAUGUCACGAUUAGAGGAAGACCUGAACCUGUGGUGAAGUGGGAAAAGAUCGAUGGUAACCUCACCGAGCAUGGUGCAGUUGAUACCACUAGUUCAUAUACCAUGUUAGUCAUUGAUAAUGUUAACCGGUUUGACAGUGGCAAGUACUCACUAACACUUACAAACAUCAGUGGUAAAAAAACUGCAGUAAUUGUUGUAAGAGUGUUAGAUUCACCAAGUGCACCACAACAUUUUACUGUAAAAGAGAUCAAAAAAGAUUCAGUAAUUCUUACCUGGGAUACACCUCUCAAUGAUGGAGGGGCAAAAAUCACAAACUACAUUGUAGAAAAGAGAGAAUCUGUCAGGAAGGCUUACACUACUGUCACCAACAACUGCACAGCCAAUACACUUAAGAUUGAAGAGCUUCCUGAGGGAGGAAUUUUCUACUUCAGGGUCAGUGCUGUCAAUGCCUAUGGGCAAGGCCAGAUGGUUGAAACGAAAGAAGUUAAAGUGUCUGAGGUGCCUCUUCCACCAAACAAACUUACUGUUGUUGAUGUCACAAAGACAAGCGUUUCACUGGGUUGGGAAAAACCAGCCCAUGAUGGCGGAAGCAAAGUAAUGUGUUAUAAUGUGGAGUUUAAGCCCAAAAGUGGGGAUAAAUGGGGCACAGCAUGCACAAUCAAGGUACUAGAAGCUACAGUUCUCAACUUGACACCUAAUGAAGCUUAUUUAUUUAGAGUUAUUGCAAUUAAUGAAAAGGGAAAAAGUGAACCAAGAGAUCUUGGCCUCCCUGUGGUUGCGAAAGACAUUGAAAUUGAACCCUCAAUAAAUUUACAGUUUAAUACCUUUAGUGUAAAGGCUGGAGAAGACCUCACUGUUGAAGUCCCUGUAAGAGGCAGACCUAAACCUGUGGUUUCUUGGAAGAAGGAUAAUCUUCCAUUGAAGCAAACAUCAUCAGUAACCAUCUUAAAUACUGCAACUUCAACAAAAGUUAUCAUUAAGGAAGCCAAAAAGGAACAUGUUGGUAAAUAUGAAAUUACUUUGGCCAAUAGAGCAGGAACUGCCACUGCCGAUAUUGGGAUUAUUGUUCUUGAUAAACCAGGGCCACCUAAAGGAAUAAGGGUGGAUGCAGUAACAUCAGACAGCAUUACAUUGUCCUGGUCUCCUCCUGAAUAUGAUGGUGGAUGUUCAAUAAGCAAUUAUAUUGUGGAGAAAAGAGAUACAAAUUCUCAAGAGUGGCAGAUAGUAGCAAGUAAUGUUGCCAGGACAUCAUUCAAAGCAGGACGCCUGACACAUGGAGCGGAAUACCAAUUUCGCAUUUAUGCAGUCAAUCGUUAUGGUAAGAGCACCUAUAUAGAUUCACCAGGAAUCACUGCUCAGUAUAAUUUCAAACAACCUGGACCUCCAUCCACACCCAUUGUUAAUCAAGCCACCAAAUCAUAUAUGCUGGUGACUUGGAAUGAACCAGUAAACGAUGGUGGCAGUCCCAUUUUAGGCUACCAUCUAGAGAGGAAAGAGCGUUCUAGUAUCAUUUGGACAAAGUUGAACAGAGGAAUCAUCAAAAAUUCAGAAUACAAAGUCACUGGUAUUGAAGAAGGACUGAUGUAUGAGUACCGUGUCUAUGCUGAAAAUAUUGCAGGUAUUGGUAAAUGCAGCAAGGUUUGUGAAGCAGUAGCAGCCAGAGAUCCUUGUGAUCCCCCUGGAACACCUAUAGUCACAGCUAUUACAAGAACAUCUGUUUCCUUGUCUUGGAAUAAACCAGAAUAUGAUGGUGGAGCUAAGGUUUCUGGCUACAUAAUUGAAAGUAGAGACAUUCCUGAAGGACGAUGGACAAGGUGUAACUUCACAAAUGUGCCUGACACUCACUAUGAUGUGACAGGCCUUAUAGAAAACAGCCAGUAUGACUUCCGUGUUAUUGCAAAGAAUGCAGCUGGACUGUUCAGUAUACCUUCCGAUUGCACUGGCCCUGUCGCUGUUAGGGAUGAUGUUGACCCACCACGGAUCAUGAUGGAUGUAAAGUACAAGGAAACCUUGUUUGUGAAAGCAGGAGAGACUCUGAAGAUUAACGCAGACCUUGCAGGACAUCCUGCCCCUGUUGUUCACUGGUCAAAGGAUGGCAAAGAGAUUGAGCUGAGAGCCAGGAUUAAGAUUGUUGUAACUGACACAAGUACCUCUAUCGUAAUAAAGGACUGUGUCAGAGGAGAUUCUGGAGAGUAUACCCUGACUUUGCGCAAUAUUGCAGGAAAUGUUAAUGUGCCUAUAAAUUGUAUUAUUCUAGAUAAACCAGGACCAUCAGCAGGACCUCUGCAGGUCACUGACCUCACAGCAGAAGACUGCACUCUCUCAUGGGGUCCUCCACAGGAAACAGGAGGUGCAGACAUUACACAUUACAUUGUUGAGAAGCGUGAAACCAGCCGAUUAGCAUGGACACUAGUUAAAGGAGAUAUAACAAAAACCUACCUCAAAGUCAAAGGCCUGCUUAAGGGCAGUGAAUAUAUUUUUAAAGUCAUGGCUGUCAACAAGCAUGGAAUUGGUGAAGCGCUGGAAAGUGAAUCUAUUAAAGUUACAGAUCCAUAUACUCUGGCCACUGCUCCAUCUAGUGUUGAUGUAACUUCUAUCACUGGAGAUUCAAUGACUGUCACAUGGUGCAAACCAGCCACUGAUGGAGGCAGCCCCAUAAGGGGAUAUGUGGUUGAGCGACGUGAAAAAACGGGCAUGCGCUGGAUAAGAGUAAACAGAGAGCUUGUUGUUGAGUGCAACAUGCUAGUGACUAAACUUCGUAAGGGUUGUGAAUAUGACUUCAGAGUCUCUGCAGAAAAUGCAGCUGGUCUUAGCCCUCCAAGUGAACCAUCUGCAACUUUUAGGGCACUAGAUCCUUUAGUCGUACCUUCUCGCCCCACCAAACCAAAGAUAGUAAAUUCCACCAAUGACAGUGUUUCCAUCACCUGGAAACCUCCAACAAAUGAUGGUGGUGCUCCCAUUUUGGGAUACAGUAUAGAAUUCCGUGAGCACUUGGGCAAACCAGAGCCUGAAGUUAAAGAAGAAGAAGAAGAGGAUGAAUAUGAGGAGGAGGAAGAAGAGGUCACAGAGUCACCUGAAGAUCUGGCAAGAUGGGUUGAAGCCAUUCCCCUUACCAAAAGCUUAGAAUUUACAAUUGCUGGAUUAAAGACUGGUGAAGAAUAUGAAUUCUGUGUGAAGGCAAUAAACAAAGUUGGCUGCGGUGUGCGGAGCACCUGUUCAGAACCAUACAAAGCAAUAGAAAGAACUGCUGAACCAUCAUUUGAUGUGGACCUUGAGAUCCGUAAGAUACUUAUUGUAAAGCAUGGUACAGCAUUUACUCUCAGUGUUCCGAUCAAGGGGAAACCGGUUCCGUCUGUUGAAUGGACCAAAGAGGGUGUUGAUCUUAAACUCAGAGGAACUAUUGAAUCAACAGACUCCAGCACUUCAUUGACUAUUGAUAAGUCAAAUAGAAACGACUCUGGAGAAUAUUUUGUCACACUUGAGUCACCAUUGGGAAAAGCAAUAUUGCCCAUUGUGGUGAAAGUUCUAGACUCCCCGGGACCACCAAUCAAUGUUAAAGUUUCAGCAGUAACCAGGGAUUCAGCAACUCUGACAUGGGAUCUUCCAGUGAAUGAUGGUGGUGAUGCAGUAAAAGCCUACCAUGUUGAGAAGCGUGAAGCCAGUAAGAAGACUUGGGUUUCGGUGACCAGUAACUGCCAUGCUUUGACCUACAAAAUAGAAGACUUGCAGGAAGGAGCCAUCUAUUAUUUUAGGGUUUUUGCAGAGAAUGAAUAUGGAGAGGGGGUGCCUCAGGAAGCAAAAGCUGGAACAAAGAUUACAGAGGUACCAACUCCACCUUCAAAACUUGGAGUGGCAAAUGUUACCAAAGACUGUGUUACAAUUGCUUGGACAAGACCAGAAUAUGAUGGUGGUAGCAAGGUCACUGGGUAUGUGAUUGAUGCCCUAGAGAAAGGACAGACCAAGUGGGUAAAAUGUGCCACAGUAAAGACCACAUCCCACUCUAUCAAGAGUUUAAGGGAGGGAGCCGAGUACUUUUUUAGGGUCUGUGCUGAGAAUCAUGCUGGGCUGAGUGAACCAAAGGAGAUGAUUGUUCCUGUUAUUGUCAAGGAAAUACAAGAGGCUCCUGAGUUUGACAUGAAAAACUACCCCAAGAAUACAGUUUAUGUCAGAGCAGGAUCUGAUCUGACAUUUGAGAUUCCUCUUACAGGAAAGCCAAUGCCAAAAGUCACUGUGUCCAAAAACAACAUUGUCAUCAAGGCAUCUAAGAGGCUUUUAACAGAAAUAACUCCAGAAAGCUUAAUAAUUACUCUUAAUGAAAGUAUUUCAAGUGAUGCUGGGAAGUAUGAAAUUACAGCUUCAAACAUAGCAGGUACCUCCAAAAUCUUUAUGAUUUUUGUUGUUCUGGCCAAACCUGGACCUCCCAUUGGUCCCGUUCAAAUUGGGGAAGUAGGAGAAACAACAAUUUGUCUAAAAUGGGAUCCUCCAGAAUAUGAUGGAGGCAGUCCUGUAACCAAUUAUAUCGUUUUAAGACGGGAAACAAGCACUCCUACUUGGACAGAAGUAUCAAACAGUGUUGCUAGAAACUCCAUUAAAGUGACAAAGCUUACCAAGGGGGAGGAAUAUCAAUUUAGAAUCAAAGCUGAGAAUCGCUAUGGGGCUGGUGACCAUAUUGACAGUAAACCAGUCAUGAUCAAGCUUCCUUACACAAUACCUGGGCCUCCAUCUACACCAUGGGUUAGCUAUGUAUCCAGAGACAACCUUACAGUUUGCUGGAAUGAGCCAGUUAAUGAUGGUGGAAGUCCUGUGAUUGGAUAUCACCUACAGAUGAAAGAGAGAAGUAGUAUUCUCUGGCAAAAGAUCAACAAAACAGCAAUUCCAGGAAACCAAUGGCGUGUUACAAACAUCUGCCCUGGACUUAUCUAUGAGUUUAAAGUUGCAGCUGAAAAUGCUGCUGGCAUUGGAAAACUAAGCAAAACCUCAGAAGAGGUGCUUGCUAUUGAUGCAUGUGAGCCCCCAGCAAAUGUUCGAAUCAUAGAGGUGACCAAGAAUUCUGUGACUUUGGUCUGGCAAAGGCCUCCAUAUGAUGGUGGCAGCAAGAUAAUUGGCUACAGCGUGGAGAAGAGGGAAGCUUCCAGUGGCAGAUGGGUGAAGGCCAAUUUUACCAACAUCAUUGAGCUAGGAUUUACUGUAUCUGGAUUAAACCAGGAUGAAUCAUAUGAAUUUAGAGUAUUUGCAAAAAAUGCUGUUGGAUCAGUCAGUAACCCAUCUCUUAUUGCUGGGCCAAUCACGUGUGUUGAUGCUUGCGGUGCUCCAGCUAUUGAUCUUCCCCCUGAGUAUUUGGAUGUUGUUCAAUACAAGGCUGGGUCUUCAGUUAAGCUCCGAGUAGGAAUAAUUGCUAAACCUCUGCCCACUAUUGCAUGGCUUAAGGAUGGGAAGGAGCUGGUGACAACCUCUACUGUGUCUGUGGAAAGCACAACAGACUCUUCUGCUGUUCUGAUUAAAGAUGCAACACGCCUUGACACAGGCUCCUAUGAAAUAAAGAUUAAAAAUAUUUUGGGAUCAGCGUCAGCUACCAUCAGAAUUGAAAUCCUUGAUAAACCUGGACCCCCGGCAGGUAUCAUUAACUUCAAGUCAAUCACAGCAGAAAAGAUCAUCUUUAGUUGGGAACCUGUUCCUGAAUCUGACCAAGGAGGUUCAAAAGUUACACAUUACAUUGUUGAGAGGCGUGAAACUAGCAGAGUGGUUUGGUCAACAGUUUCUGAGAAGCACGAGCAGACGCACAUCACUGUUGGCAAACUUGUGCGUGGAAAUGAGUAUUUGUUCCGUGUAAUGGGUGUUAACAAGUUUGGAGCUGGAGAACCUCUAGAAUCAGAGCCUGUGAUUGCUAAGAAUGCUUUUGUAACUCCUGGCCAGCCUCGCACACCUGAAGUGAUGACCAUCACCAAGUCUACAAUGUUGGUAGAAUGGGACAAACCAGGUAUUGAUGGAGGUAGCACAGUCACUGGCUACUAUCUUGAGAGACGAGACAAAAAGAGUUUGCGCUGGAUCAGAGUCUACAAAGAUCCUAUUACUGACAUCAAACAGACUGUUUACCACCUAACAGAAGGAAAUGAGUAUCAGUAUCGUGUUUGUGCUAUUAACAAAGCUGGUGAGGGGCCGUUCUCUGAUGCAUCAGACUAUUACAAGGCUGCUGACCCAGUUGAUCCUCCAUAUGAGCCCUGUAAGCUGAGGUGGUUGGACUCCACCAAGACAUCCAUCACCCUUGGUUGGUCAAAACCAGAAUGGGAUGGAGGCAGUGAGAUCACUAGCUAUAUGGUGGAAAAGCUUAUUGAAGGACAGCAGGAGUGGGAGAUGAUUACUUCUAAGGGGGAGGUGAAGGCUACAGAGUAUACAGUUCACCACCUAAAACCAGAUGUAAACUACUUAUUUAGAGUUUCUGCAGUCAAUUCUGCUGGCCGUGGAGAACCCUUAGAGAUGACUGAACCAGUGCAAGCGAAAGAUAUCUUAGAGGAGGCUCAGAUCGACUCCGAUGUUGCCAUGAGAACACACUACAUUGUAAAAGCUGGCAAAGAUGUUGAGCUUUGUGUUCCUUUGAAGGGGAGACCUGCUCCUACUGCUUCCUGGAGUAAAGAAGAAGAAUGCAUAGACUGUAACUCCAAAUACGAGUUCCACCAUUCAGAUUGCACUACAGUGCUUGUUAUGCGUGAUGUUACCCGCCUUGACACUGGAAAAUACACAGUGAAGAUACAAAAUGGUGUGGGAGAACCAAAGAUGCUGACUCUCUCUGUAAAAGUCCAGGAUACACCUGCUCAUUGCAGAAAUUUGGUCCUGGAAAAUGUAUCACGUGGAAAAGUUACUCUGGUCUGGGAACCUCCUCUCUUGGACGGUGGUGCUGACAUUACAAACUACAUUGUUGAAAAGAGAGACUCUUCCAAGAGAUCAUACUCUGCAGUGACAAACAAAUGCACAGACACAACAUACAUCAUUGAAGAUCUGUCAGAAAAAACAUCUUACUUCUUCCGUGUGUCAGCAGAAAAUGAGAAUGGCAUUGGUGACCCAUGUGAAACACGUGACCCUGUGAAGGCUACAGAGACUCCAGGACCAGUCAAGGAGGUCUCUAUGAAAGACUCAUCCAAGACUUCUGUUACUUUACAGUGGCUUAAACCAGAUUAUGAUGGAGGCAGCAUAAUAUCUGACUAUAUAAUUGAGAAGAAGAUGAAAGAUGAGGAAUGGUCAAUGGGAGGGACAAGCAGACAAUGUGAGCUUGAAGUCAAGAAGCUCAAGGAGCAUUCCGAAAUGUUUUUCAGAGUUGCAGCAAGGAAUGAGAAAGGGCAAGGUGACUUUGUUGAGGUUGGGCCUAUUAAAGUAAUUGAUUACAUUAUCACUCCUGAAGCAGACCUUUCAGAGUACCCAAAUGGCACAAUCAAUAUUCGUCUUGGUCAUAAUCUACACAUUGAGCUACCAUACAAAGGAAAACCUAGACCUUCUGCUUUUUGGUUAAAAGACAGUUUACCUCUAAAGGAAAGCGAUCAAGUGCGCUUUAAGACAACAGAAAACAAAGCCACUAUAAUGAUUAAGAAUAUUAAGAAGGAAAACGAGGGAAAAUACACGCUAACCCUUGACAAUAAGGUCAACAGAAAAUCCUUCCACAUGUUUAUUGUUACUCUUGGACCACCAUCAAAGCCUGUUGGACCUAUACGUUUGGAUGAAGUAAGAGCUGAGAGCAUCAUGAUCUCCUGGGAUGAACCCAAUGAUGAUGGUGGUGGAGAUAUCAGCUGCUAUACAGUUGAGAAGCGCGAUACAUCCAAGUCUGACUGGAAGAUGGCCUGCUCUAGUGUGGAAGGAACUCAGUUCAGGGUCCCCAACCUAGUUAAGGGAGUUCAGUACCAAUUUAGAGUCUGUGCUGAAAACAGAUAUGGUGUCAGCGAGCCUCUGGUCUCACAGAUGGUUAUUGCCAAACACCAGUUUAGGUCUCCAGGCCCACCAGGCAAGCCUGUAGUAUAUAAUGUUACCAAUGACGGCAUGACCAUUCAGUGGGAGAAACCAAUUUAUGAUGGUGGAACCCCCAUCCAAGGAUAUCAUGUGGAGAAGAAAGAAAAAAACAGCAUCAUGUGGCAAAAGGUGAACACAGUCCUGAUUAAAGAAAAUGAUUACAGGAUCUUGGAACUGAUUGAAGGUCUUGAGUACUCCUUCAGGGUGUAUGCUCAGAACGAUGCUGGUUUCAGCAGAAUGGGCGAUGAGAGCAAGCCAACAAUGGCUGUCAGUCCUGUUGAUCCCCCUGGCCAGCCUGACUACAUAGAUGUGACCAGUGACUCAGUAACAUUAAAAUGGGAUGCACCUAAACGUGAUGGUGGUAGCAAGAUUACAAGCUAUAGCAUUGAAAAACGUCAAGGCCAAGGUCGUUGGUUUAAGGCAAACUUGACUGAUGUGCAUGACUGUCAGCACACAGUUACUGGUUUGGCAACAAAUGAACGCUAUGAGUUUAGGGUAAUUGCCAGAAAUGCCAUUGGGGUUGUCAGUCCUCCAUCCAACUCUUCUGGCCUGAUUGUUGUAAGAAGUGAAAAUGCUUCUCCAAAUAUUGAGUUUGGCCCAGAGUACUUUGAGGGUUUGAGCGUCAAAGCAGGAGAAACCCUCAAACUCAAAGUGACUGUCACAGGGCGACCAGUUCCGAAGGUAAUUUGGCACAAAGAUGGUGUAGAGAUUACCAAAAAGAUGAUGGACGUCACUACUGUUCCUGGAUCCAGUACCCUGUUUGUCAGGGAUGCAGAUCGCACACAUCGGGGCCUUUACACAAUAGAGGCUACCAACGGAUCUGGUACCAAGAAGGAAAGCAUUAUAGUCCAAGUCCAAGAUACUCCUGGGGAGCCAGAUGGACCCAUCACUUUUAGUAAUAUCUCUGAGGGCAAGUGCACUCUGUCUUGGAAUCCCCCAGAGAAUGAUGGUUGCUCAGAAAUUUUACAUUACAUUAUUGAGAAAAGAGAGACUGCUAAGAUCUCUUGGGCCUUAGUAACAGAUGAAUGUAAGGAAUGCACCUUUAAUGCAACUAAACUCAUAAAGACCAAUGAAUACCAGUUCAGGGUCUCUGCUGUUAACAAGUUUGGUGUUGGUAGAGCUUUGGAAUCUAGUCCCAUCAUUGCACAGAUGCAAUACACAACUCCUGAUGCUCCAGGAACUCCAGAUGCCACUGAGGUGUCAGGUGAAAGCAUCACACUGUCCUGGAAUCCUCCAACAUGUGAUGGGGGAAAUCCUAUCAAGUACUACAUUCUUGAGAAACGGGAAAAGAAAACUUUGCGCUUUUACAAAGUUAUUUCCAAAAAGCCCAUCACUGAAUGUGGUCACAAGGUGACAAACCUGACAGAAGAUAUAGAAUAUGAGUUCCGGGUUAUGGCUGUGAAUGAUGCUGGAAUUGGUGCACCUAGCAACAUUUCUAUACCUAUCAAAGCAGCUGAGCCAAAAGAUAUUCCCUGUGCCCCAUCUGUGGUCUGUGUGUCAGACUCUACAAACAACUCCAUUAGCUUGGAGUGGACCAAGCCUGUGGAUGAUGGAGGGAUGGAGAUCCUUGGCUACAUUAUCGAGAUGAUGAAAGGAGAGGAGGCUGAAUGGAAGAGAGUAAAUGAGGAGGCAGUGGCAGAAACACAUUACAAAGUAACUGGUUUGCAAACAGGAGCCGAGUACAAAUUCCGUGUUGCAGCUGUCAACCAUAUUGGCAGAGGAGAGGAUCAGGAGACAGCAGAACACGCUCAGGCUAUUGAUAGAUUAACACCACCACAGGUGGAUAUUGAUGCCACAUUCAAGCAGACACACAUUGUCAAGGCUGGAGGAUCAGUAUGUCUGGGUAUUCAUUUUAGAGGAGACCCCAUUCCAACUUGCACCUGGGUAAAGGAGGAAGGAGAGCUAAGUGUGAUGUCAGAGAUUACAACUACUGAUGGUUAUACUUCCUUAACCAUUGAAAACUGCUCAAGAAAUGAUAUAGGCAAAUAUACUGUUAAUCUGGAAAAUGCCAGUGGCAGUAAAUCCCUUACAUUUGUUGUUAAAGUAAUGGACACUCCUGGACCCCCUCAGGCUGUAGCUUUCAAAGAAGUCUCCAGAGGCUCUGUCACACUUAUCUGGAAGUCCCCACUCAAUGAUGGCGGGAGCCGUAUAUUUCACUAUGUUGUUGAGAGGCGUGAAGCUAGCCGCCGCACUUGGCAGCAGUGUGGUGCAAAGUGCACUGCGCAUUUACUUAGGGUCCAAGACCUCCUUGAGGGAGUGCCAUACUUUUUCCGAGUGUCAGCUGAAAACCAGCAUGGUAUAGGUGAGGCCUCUGAGCUUACUGACCCAGUUACUGCCACUGCAGAACCAGCAUCUCCCAAGAAAUUGGAGAUUCUGGAUACUACAGACAACUCUGUUUCACUUGGCUGGCUGAAACCAGAGCAUGAUGGUGGUAGUCGAAUCCAGUGUUACAUUAUUGAAGCCAGACAAAAAGGGACGGACAAAUGGGUAGUGGUUGGUAGCACAAAAAAUCUCAUGUAUGUAGUGGAGAAGCUCAACAAAGGGGAAGAAUAUGACUUCCGCGUGAAAGCAAAAAAUGAAGCUGGCCACAGUCAGCCAAAGAAAACUGUGGCUCCUGUCUUGGUCAAAGAGCCUCACAUCGAACCUGCUGCUGACUUAAGUGAUAUGGCAAACCAACUCAUCACUUGCAAUUCCGGUAAAACCUUUACCAUUGAUGUUCCUAUCAGUGGAAGACCUACUCCUAAAGUUACCUGGAAGUUAGAGGAAAUGAGGCUAAAGAGCUCUGACAGAGUCACCAUUAAACUCACAAAGGACAGAACUAGCAUCUCAGUCAGAGAAGCCAUGAGAGGUGAUGGUGGCAAAUACUAUCUUACUCUGGAGAAUGCAGCAGGAACAAGGACCUUUGUCAUUGAAGUUAAAGUUACAGGCAGACCAAGUCCUCCAACUGGACCACUUGAAAUAUCCUCCAUAACCUCUGAGUCAUGUAUUAUUAACUGGCAACCACCCGAGGAUGAUGGUGGCUUGGAUAUCACCAACUACAUAGUAGAAAAGCGGGAGUCUGGUUCCACAGCAUGGCAGCUAGUCAAUUCCAGUGUGAAGCGCACAUCUCUUCAAAUCAGUCACCUUACCAAGUACAUGCAGUAUACAUUCAGAGUAUCUGCUGAAAACAGACUUGGUGUCAGCAAGCCCACUGAGUCAGAGACAAUCGUUGCAGAGCAUCCUUUCUCCCCACCAGGAUCUCCAACAAGACCCACAGUCUGUAAUGUUACUGCCAGCACAAUGACACUAAAAUGGGAGGAACCCUACCAUGAUGGUGGCAGCAAGGUGACAGGCUAUUGGAUUGAGAAAAAAGAGAGAAACAAUAUCUUGUGGGUUAGGGACAACAAGAUUCCAUGCUUUGAGUGUUACUACAAGGUGGAGGGUCUGGUUGAAGGUCUGGAAUACCAGUUUAGAGUUUAUGCUAUGAACAGUGCUGGGCUAAGUAAAGCAACCGAAGCCUCCAAGGGAGCAGUAGCUCAAAAUCCAGUUGAUCCACCAAGCAAGCCAGAAGUCACAAAUGUUACUAGAACCACUGUUUCCCUCAAAUGGUCACCCCCAUUGAAUGAUGGUGGUAGUCCUAUUGUGGGCUACAUCAUUGAACGUAAACCAUACACUUUGACUGGUGAAGGCCGCUGGUUAAAGUGCAAUUACACAAAUGUAACUGACAAUUUCUACACUGUUACGGCCCUGGGAGAGGGAGAGCCAUACGAGUUCAGAAUCAUUGCCAAGAAUGCUAACCAGGUCUUUAGCACACCUUCGGAGUCAACUGGGUCUGUCCAGUGCAAGACAGAUUUUGAACCACCCAAGGCCCACUUGGACAGUAAGCUACUCUCUGAAACUGUAAUGGUGCGAGCUGGUUCAGACUUAGUUCUGGAUGCUGCAGUUGGUGGCAGACCUGAUCCUAAGGCCUUUUGGUCCAAAGGUAGCAGAGAACUGGAGAUAUGUGAGAAAUACCACAUCCAGUACACCCCAACCAAGGCAUUGGCCAUCAUUAAAUUCUGUGACAGAGAUGACACUGGAAAAUACAUUUUAACAGUUAGGAAUGUAAGUGGAACCAAGACUGCAGAAGUUAACGUGAAAGUACUUGAUACACCUGGAGUAUGUGAAGGUAGCAUUGAGAUCAGCAAAAUAACAGAGGAGUCUUGCACAUUGAGCUGGAAGCCUCCUCUUGAAGAUGGUGGCGAUGAGGUAUCUCACUACAUUGUAGAGAGGCGAGACACCAACAGACUCAACUGGGUAAUCAUGCAUGCAAGGUGCAAAGAGCUUAACUGCAACAUUACUGGGCUGUUCAAGAAUACAGAAUACCUGUUUAGAGUUUGUGGAGUCAACAAAUAUGGAGCUGGAAUUUACCUCCAGUCAAAGCCAGUGGUGGCAAAAAAUACAUUUACUGUACCAACUCCUCCUGGAGCUCCAGAGAUCCUGGCAUCAGGAAAAGAUUUUGCCACAAUUCAGUGGCUGAAGCCUGAAAGUGAUGGUGGUAGUCCACUAAUGCAUUACCUUGUUGAAAGACGUGAAAAGAAGAGUGCUCGCUGGGUAAAGGUGAACAGAGAUGGCACUCACCUGGACACCACUUUGAAAGUGACUGGUUUGACUGAAGGCAACAUCUACCAGUUCCGAGUAACAGCCAUCAACAAAGCUGGAGAAAGUGAACCUAGUGAGGUCUCUUUGUAUGUCAUCUGCAGGGUGCCAACAUGUGUCCCUGCGCCACCCUCAAUUCCACGUAUCACUGACACACAAGCUGACAGUAUCAGCUUGGCAUGGUCUCGACCUGUAGAUGAUGGAGGAGCGGAUGUUAUUGGUUACAUCCUCGAGGUAAAAGAAUCUGGAACAGAGGAAUGGAAAAAAGCUCAUGAAAAAAUCUUGCGUGCUACAGAAUACGUACUGGCUGGACUUUCUUCAGCCAAAAAGUACUGCUUUAGAGUGGCAGGCAUCAACAUUAAUGGUACAGGAGAUUUCAGUGAACCUUGUGCUGAGACUGAGCCAAUUGAGAGGAUUGAAACUCCUGAUUUUGAACUCCAUGAUGACUUGAAGAAGACAGUUUGCUUGCGUGCUGGUGGAUCGCUGCGUUUCUUCAUCAACAUUACUGGUCGUCCAGCUCCUUGUGUCAUUUGGAGCAAGCCUGGUGUUGACCUUCAAAAUAGAGGUUUUGUUGAGGUUACUAAGACAUCAACUACUCUUAUCAUUGACAAGGUCAAUCGGUAUGAUGCUGGCAAGUACACACUUGUGGCUGAGAACUGUGCUGGAAAACGUGAAGUUCACAUCCUUGUCAAGGUGUAUGAUACUCCUGGACCACCUGGGCCAAUCAAUAUCAAAGAACUAACAAAGGAAUCUGCAACCAUUUCUUGGGAAGCUCCAGCUGUAGAUGGUGGUGCUCCGGUCAACAAUUACAUUAUUGAAAGGCGUGAGGCCUCCAUGAGGGCUUACAAAACAGUUACAUCAAAAUGCAGUAAAACAUCCUAUAAAAUUGAUGGCCUGAUGGAGGGUAUGCUGUAUUACUUCCGUGUUCUACCUGAAAACAUUUAUGGUAUUGGGGAGUCCUGUGAGACUCCUGACAUCGUCCUAGUUUGUGAAGUACCUCUACCUCCGCACAAGCUGGAAGUGAUUGAUGUCACCAAAAGUUCUGUAACUCUUGGCUGGGAAAAGCCUGAGCAUGAUGGUGGCAGUCGACUGACUGGCUACAUCAUUGAAGCUUGCAAGUUUGGCACUGACAAGUGGAUGAAGAUUGCAACACUGAAACUCACAGACUUUGAGCACACUGUUGAGAAGCUAAAUGAAUAUGAACAGUACUUGUUCAGAAUCAAAGCUGUCAACAGCCGAGGAGCCAGUGAGCCUAAAGAACUUGUCGCUCCUGUCACUAUACAAGAACAAAGAGUAAUGCCUAUGGUGGACUUCUCUAGUAUUCCUCAAAAAGUUGUCAAUGUCCUUGCUGGUAAGACCUUGGAGUUAGAUCUUCCGAUCAUUGGCAGACCUCCACCUAUUUGUUCAUGGUACUUUAAGGAUAACAAAAUUAAGAUAACUGACCGUGUAAAGAUCAAGAGCUCUGGAAAGUUCUCCAAACUGAUUGUGUCUGACACAACCAUUGAUGAUUCUGGUGACUACACCUUGGAGGUGAAGAAUAGUGUUGGUGUCCUCACUGAGGUCAUCAAGGUCAUCAUUCUGUCCAAACCUGAUGAACCCAGUGGGCCAGUUCGAUUUGAUGAGAUUGAUAGCACCUCGGUUACCUGUAGUUGGGAUCCCCCAGUUAGAGAUGGUGGAACACCCCUCACUGGAUACAUAGUGGAACAGCGUGACGCUCACAGACCUGGCUGGGUUCCUGUCAGUGACUCCGUUAGCCGUCCAACAUUUAAGUUUAUUAACCUUAUUGAAGGGGAUGAGUAUGUCUUCCGUAUAGCUGCCACAAAUCGUUAUGGCACAGGAGAGUUUUUGCAGUCUGAAAUUGUCACUUGCAGGAGCAUGAACAAUGUGCCUGGACCUCCAGGUCGUCCUGUGAUAUUUGAUGUGUCUCGUGAUGGCAUGACUGUGGCUUGGGAGCCACCAGAAGAGGAUGGUGGUCUUGAAGUUUCUGGAUACAUUAUUGAGCGCAAAGAAGUAAGGUCUGACAGAUGGGUGCGUGCCAACAGGAACCCUGUAACAAUGACAAGGUAUAGAUCUACUGAGCUCAUUGAGGGUCUAGAGUAUGAGCACAGAAUAACUGCAAUCAAUGCCAGAGGACAGAGUAAACCAAGUCUGCCAUCUAAACCAACAGUGGCGACCGACCCCAUUGAUCCACCUGGUUCUCCUCAGAAUCCAAGAAUAACAGAUACCACCAAAUCUUCAGUGUCACUGGCUUGGAGUCCACCAGAUGAUGAGGGAGAUGCAAGAGUAGAUGGUUACAUGAUUGAAAUGCAAAAGGUGGGAAGUGUGGUCUGGGUCAAGUGUAACACUACACCGUCUUUAAUCUGUGAGUACACACUUACCAACAUGCCCCAAGGAGAAGAGUUCAAAUUCCGUGUUUUGGCAUGCAAUGCUGGUGGCUGUGGAGAGCCUGCUGAAGUACCUGGUACAGUCAUUGUUAAGGAGAUGUUGGAAUCUCCUGAUUAUGACCUGGACUUGAAAUACAAGGAUGUUUAUGUGGUCCGCUAUGGAGGAGUCGUAAGACUUUCUGUACCUAUUAAAGGAAAACCUCAACCAACCUGCAAGUGGGUAAAGGAUGGUGAUAGAGUUUCCACUAAGGCCAUGAUUGCCUCAUCUGAAGAUGGCAGUGAGCUGGUCAUUAAGGGAGCUGAGAGAAGUGAUUCUGGAGUUUAUGGUCUACAUUUGGAAAACACAGUGGGCAAAAAGAAAGCCCAAAUUAAUGUUAAGGUAAUUGGCCGCCCAAGUGCUCCAGAAGGACCAUUAGUCUUUGAAGAAUUCCAAGCUAAUUCAGUCAAAGUGUCCUGGAAGGCACCAACCGAUAAUGGGGGCUCUGAAAUCAUUGGAUACAUUGUAGAAAGACGUGAGGCAACCAGAAAUGCAUGGUACACUGUGGAUUCCAGAGUCACAGAAACUCAGCUUGUUGUUAAGGGCUUAAAGGAGGGAACUAAGUACCACUUCAAAGUCACAGCAGAAAACUCUUUUGGUAUAAGUGCAUCUCUAAAGACUGAACAGCCGGUGGUACCAAAGACUCCUCUGUGUCCUCCUGAGCUUUCAAAUACUCCCCCAGAGAUAAUGGAUGUAACCAAGAGUUCAGUGGCACUAUCCUGGUCCAGACCAAAGGACGAUGGUGGUUCUGCCAUCACUGGCUAUUAUGUUGAGUACAAAGCGGUAACAGCUGAGACAUGGUCCCGCCAUGAAGCCAAGAUCACCUCAACCAUGUUUACUCUUCAUGGACUUACUCCAGAUACAGCAUAUGAGUUCCGAAUUGUUGCUGUUAAUGAGACUGGAGAGAGUGAAGCUGGAAUUGUAUCUGAUGUUGCCAUAUGUAAAGAUCCUUUUGACAAGCCUAGUCAACCAGGCGAGAUUGACACAAUGAAUAUUGGUAACAACUUUAUUACUAUCCGCUGGCAAGCUCCUGAGUGUGAUGGUGGAAAAGAGAUCUUGGGUUACUGGGUGGAGUGCAGAAAAUCCAUUGAGAGUUCAUGGAAGAAAUCUAACAAGCAGAGGCUAAAAGAAAAGGAGUUUACCAUGACAGGACUGGCCGAAGCAACAGAAUAUGAGUUUAGAGUAUUUGCUGAGAAUGAGACAGGAAUAAGCAGACCUCGAAGAACAGCCACAUGCAUUAAAACAAAACUGACUGUUGAAAGUAAACCAAGCCUGAGAAAAGAAAUGGAUGAAGUGACAGCUAAACUUGGCCAGCCUGCUGUCAUGAAGUGUCAGAUUAUUGGCCGUCCUGUUCCUGAAAUUAAGUGGUAUCAUGCAGGCAGAGAAAUUAUUGCUUCACGCAAAUAUGAGAUGAGCUCUGAUGGCCGCAACCACUCUCUGUCUAUUAUGACAGACCAACAGGAGGAUGAGGGCGAAUACGCCUGCAAGGCAAUUAAUGAUGCAGGUGAAGCAGAAACAAAAGGAGUCCUCGUGUUAGAGGCUGCUCCAUCCUUUCACCCAGAUUACCCUCUAAAGGAAACCUAUUAUGCUGGUCUUGGAACAACUCUGAGAAUCCAUGCAGUUUAUAUUGGACGUCCAGAGCCUAAAAUAAUGUGGCUGCAUGGAGCAAAGACACUCGAGAACGCUGAUGAUAUAAGCAUUGAGACUACAGAGCAUUAUACACACCUGGUCAUCAAGAAUGCUCAGCGAAGAGUCCAUGGAGGAAAGUACAGGAUAAGAUUACACAACCAUUUUGGCAGGGCUGAUACUGCUUUCAGUGUUGAGAUCUUUGACAAACCUGAUGUACCUCAGGGUCCAAUUUUGCUUGAUGCGCUUCUAAAGAAUUCUGUAAUUAUCAGUUGGAAGCCCCCCAAGGAUGAUGGGGGUUGUAUCAUUACCAACUACAUAGUGGAAAAGCGUGAAGACAAGGAAGGCACAGAGUGGGAGCUGGUUUCUUCAUCCAUUAAUGGUACCAGUUGCCGUGUUCCUAGCCUUAUCGACAGUGCUGGAUACUUCUUCCGUGUUUAUGCCCAAAAUCGCUAUGGUAACAGUGAGCCACUGGAGCUCACUCACCCCAUCUUGAUCAAGAGUCAGUUAGAAAAGCCAUCACCACCUUUGUCACCUGUUGUUUCUGGAAUUACUAAAGACUCAUGUGUAGUUUCCUGGAAACCUCCACUUAGUGAUGGAGGAUCCAAAAUUAAGAGCUACUACCUUGAGAAGAAACACAAGAAGGACAAGAAAGAAUGGACUGAGUGGACUCUGGUGACAACAGAUGAGAUCAAACAAACUGUUUAUUCAGUCAAGCACCUGUUUGAGGGUAUCGAGUAUGUCUUCCGUGCAAAGUGUGAGAACCUUGGAGGACAAAGUGACUACAGUGAAGAGACCCGUCCUAUCAUCCCAGCCACAGAAACUGAGGUUCGGGCACCUGCCUUCAAAGAGGAGCUAAGAAAUAUGAGCGUCAAGUACAAGAGCAAUGCUACCCUUGUUUGCAAAAUUGUUGGGCAGCCAAAACCGGUUAUUAAGUGGUUUAAACGAGGAAAAGAGAUCCAUUCUGAUGGAAAGAAAAUCAAAAUCCAGGAAUUUAAGGGAGGAUACCAUCAGCUGGUCAUCUCAGAGACCGAUGAAGAGGACUCCACAGUUUACCAGAUCAGAGCAACAAACCAGGGAGGCUCUAUUUGUGCAACAAUCUCUCUGGAUGUUGAAAUCCCAGCCAAAAUCAACUUGCCAAAGAACCUUAAAGACAAAGAAGCCAUUCCAGCCUUACGUGGAGAGGUGGUGAAUAUCAAAAUUCCUUUUAGUGGCAAACCAGAUCCCGUCAUCACAUGGCAGAAAGGACAAGAUCUAAUUGAUAGCAAUGGCCACUACCAAGUUAUUGUUACCCGAUCCUUUACCUCAUUAGUCUUCCCUAAUGGUGUAGAAAAGAAGGACGCGGGUUUCUAUAUUGUCUGUGCCAAGAACAGAUUUGGAAUUGACCAGCAAACUGUUGAGCUGGACGUUGCUGAUGUCCCUGAUCCACCACGUGGCAUUAAAGCCAGUGAUAUCUCCAAAGAUUCUGUCACCCUGAACUGGGUGGCCCCAGCAAAUGAUGGUGGCAGUAAGGUUAUAAGCUACAUUAUAGAGAAAUGCCCCACCACAGCUGAGAGAUGGCAGCGAGUUGCCCAGUCCCGUGACACCCACUAUACUGUAACCAACUUAUUUGGAGGAACAAGCUAUCAGUUCAGAGUCAUUGCUGAGAAUAAGUUUGGACAGAGUGCCCCAUCUGAGACAAGUGGACCUGUCAUGACUAAGGAAGACAAAUCCAAAGUUCUCCUUUAUGACAGGGAGGUUGAUGAUUCUGGACAUGUUCCCAAAGGCAAAGUUCAACACUCAGAUUCCAAGAAUUUGCACAACAAAUAUGCUAUUGCAGAGGAACUGGGUAGAGGUCAAUUUGGCAUUGUCCACCGCUGUGUCAACAUAAGCUCUGAAAAAACCUACAUGGCUAAAUUUGUUAAAGUGAGAGGGGCCGAUCAGGCAAUAAUCAAGAAGGAAAUUGCUACACUAAAUCUAGCUAAACACACUAACUUCCUUCUACUCCACAACAGUUUUGAAAGCCCAGAAGAAUUGGUAAUGAUCUUUGAUUUCAUGUCUGGUUGUGACAUCUUUGAGCGCCUCAGUACAGCAGAGUUUGAGCUUAAUGAGCGGGAAAUUGUUAAUUACAUCAGACAGAUCUGUUCAGCCCUGGAGUUUCUACAUAGUCAGAGCUAUGGACACUUUGAUAUAAGACCUGAGAACAUUGUGUACACAACUAGAAAUAGCUCCAAUGUAAAGAUCAUUGAGUUGGGACAGUCCAGACAUCUGACUCCAGGAGACCAAAUAAAAAUUCAGUAUACCACUGCUGAAUACGCUGCCCCUGAGAUCCACCAGUGUGAUAUGGUUAGUACAGUCACUGACAUGUGGUCAGUCGGUGUUCUUACCUACGUCCUCCUAAGCGGUCUUAAUCCAUUCACAGCUGAAACCAACCAACAAAUGAUUGAUAACAUCUCUGGUGCAACCUACAGCUAUGAGGAUGAGUCCUUUAAACAUGUUAGUGUAGAAGCAUUAGAUUUCACAGAUCGUUUGAUGACAAAGGAACGUAAACAUCGUAUGACUGCAGCUGAGGCUUUGACACAUUCUUGGCUCACAAAGCCUGUAGAGGAGAUCAGUCCCAGAGUAAUUCCAAGCAGCAGGCACAAAAGAUACUACCAGACAAUGCUAAGAAAAGAGUGGCAAACAGUUGUUCCGGCUGCACGAGUGGCCAGCGGUGGAUCCAUCAGGUCCCAGCGUGGCGUUUUUGUUUCCAAAGUUAAAAUUGCUCCAUUUGAACAUGGUCCUAUUGCAGGCCAGAUAGGUCAUGUAGUUGUAAAUGAAGGUGAUAAUGUGAAGUUCAUCUGCCACAUUGAUAACUAUGAUUGUAGUACUGAGGUGACGUGGUACUGUGGUGUUAGGCAGCUUGAAGGUGGUGACAAAUAUGAAAUUGAAUAUGAGGAUGGUUUAGCUAUAAUCAACAUCAUUAAAGUUACAAGAGCAGACGAUGGCACUUACAGGUGCAAAGUUGUGAACGAGUAUGGUGAAGACAGUGCCUAUGCUGAGCUGUUUAUCACUGGUGUAAGAUCUUACCGUGAUUUCUUCACUACCCGUGUGGUAAAAAGAACAAAGCGCAGAAUUGACACUGCCAGAAUGCUUCAGAAGCCCCCAGAGUUCACUCUUCCCUUAGUUAACCACACAGCCUAUAUCGGUGAGGACAUACGCUUUGGUGUCACUAUCACUGUUCACCCAGAGCCUCGUGUUAUUUGGCACAAAUCUGGACAAAAGCUGAUACCUGGAGAAGAUGACAGAAAAUAUACCUUUGUCAAUGACAAGGGAUUAUACCAGUUAAUAAUCCACCGUGUGGACAUGGAAGAUGAUGCUGAAUACAGUGUUGUAGCCCGCAACAGAUAUGGUGAUGACAGCUGCAAGGCUCGCCUUGCUGUUGUUUCACGACCUAAACCAGCAGACCUUACUUUAAGGCCAAUGUUUAAACGACUGCUCGCAAAUGUUGAGUGUAGAGAGGGCCAGAAUGUUCGUUUUGAGAUCAGAGUUUCUGGCCAUCCAACACUAAAGUGGGAGAAGGAUGGUACACCUUUGGCAUUCGGCCCAUCGAUUGAGGUUGUCCACGAAGGCCUGGAUUACUACAUUCUUCAUGUGAGAGACACUUUACCUGAAGACUCUGGAGUGUACAGAGUAACUGCCACCAACUCCGCUGGUUCUGCAAGUUGUCAAGCAACUCUCAAAGUAGAACGUUCAACUCAUGUUAAAAAAGAUUAUGAAACCAGUGAAAAAGAAGCAGAACAAGUAUCUGGGAAAGAAGAAUUAGAUAAGAAGGUUAGACUGUCUCAAAUAUUAGCUGGCACAGUUGUCUCACCUCUACCACCUGUUGCAGUACAAGCUGUCAGGGAGGCAGCUACUAUGUUCAAACCUGCUGUGACCACAAAGAAGGGUGAGAAGACAGAAGCAGAGAUCAAGAAAGAGCAAGAAGAGAGGAAAAAACGGGCAGAUGAGAAAAGGCUUCGUAUGCCUUAUGUCGUGCCUACACCUCGUGUCAUUAACCCCGCUGUUCUUGAGGAGGAUGUGGAAAUAAAACACUUCAAGCCACUCUCCGACAUGAAAUGGUACAAGAAGCUACGAGAUCAGUAUGAGUUCCCUGAGCCAAUGGAGAAAAUGACUCAAAAGAGAAUGAAGCGUAUUCGCCUCUCCAGGUGGGAGCAGUUCUAUGAAGUCCCCAUGAGAAUCAAGGAGCAGUAUAAGCCUAAGUGGCGCAUUGAAUCUAUGUCUCUUGAUGACUUGGAGACUGUGAGGCCUGCAAGGUAUCGUACUUCUUCCCCUGAAACUGAAGCCUACCGCAGAAUUAGAAGAAGAUCUUUGGGUGACCUUUCAGACGAGGAGCUGUUGCUGCCUGCAGAUGAGUAUCUGACAAUGAAAAGAACAGAGGAAGAGAGGCUGCGUCUAGAGGAAGAACUGGAGCUGGGUUAUUCUGCUUCCCCCCCAAGCCUCAGCCCAGUUCGCUUUGAGCUAUCAGCUUUACGUGCUUCAUCCCCCAGAAAAAUCUAUCAUGAUGAUGAAGAGGAAGAGGAGAUCAAAAGUCAUGAUUUUUACAAAAUUCCAUCCAAAUAUGAGGCUGGUCCUAGCUUUGUUGAUCUCCGUCAGCGUCAUGACAAAGCAACCCACAAGCCACCAAGACAAAAGCAAAGGGUAUAUGAAGAGAAAGAGGAAUUGGAGCUUCUGCGCCCACACACAACUAAUCAAAGAAUCUCUUCUUACAAGAGUCAACUCAAACGCAUGGAAUUUGAAGAAAGAACACAAAGCCCCAAAAAGGAAAUGGCUAUAAAAAUUUCAUCAGUUUCAGAUUGCACUGAAUCUGAACAUCUGACAACUUUUACCUCAGAAUAUCUUCUUAGACCAAUCAAAAAGGAAUCUGCACUGGAAUCAGAUGUAAAAAAAUCAUCUAGCACAGAAAAGGCUCCCAAAAAAGAUGUUACUUUUCCCAAAGUGGACUUUUUGUCCAGAUAUGAGGAAAGAAAACAGGCUCUCAGAUCAGAGAGAAGAUCUGUGGAAAAGAUUGAAGUGAUGACACAUACUCCUUUCAGCCUUGACCAUGCCCCUCGUAUUACAGUCAGGAUGCGAUCUCAUCGUGUACCAUAUGGUUCUAAUACAAGGUUUACUCUGAAUAUCCAAGCCAAGCCUGAACCAGAAGUCAAGUGGUUCCAUAAUGGAAAAGAGAUUCACCAGAGUAGCAAAUAUCAAGUGGCAAACAUAAGUGGUGUUUUGACUCUCCAGAUCAUCAGCUGUGUAACUGAGGAUUCAGGAACCUACCGUGUGGUUUGCAAGAACACUAAAGGAGAGAUUUCUGACUAUGCCACAUUGGAUGUAACAGGAGAAGAAUAUGCUUCUUUUUCUUCCCUCCAGAAAGAUGAGGAGCCUCCAUCUGGAUUUCUACCAGAAUUGUCAGAAACAGAGCUUUAUCAUGAUCAAUCUUCUAAAGUAACUUUGGUGGAAACUGAAAGUGUAAAAGAAACUACCACAACCAUUGUUGAAGAUCCUAGGGAAUCACCAAGUGUUCCUGCCACAAUUAUGACCAAGCCACAAUCCUUGAUUGUGAACGAAGGUGACACUGCCAGAUUUGAGUGUGAUGUUGAUGGUGAACCAACACCUUCUAUCACCUGGUUUCAUGAAGGUAUAACUGUUGGUCCAUCUUUCCGUCACCACAUUGUCUCUUCCCAGUACAAUUCAAUUUUUGAGAUUUCUGAUGUUGAGAUGUCAGAUGAAGGUAAUUACACAUUGCUUGUGGAAAAUCCUGGGGGUAAACAAGAAGCCUUUUUCACUCUCACAAUACACAAGCCUGAGUCAAAGGAAAAAGUUGCUGCCUCCCUUAGAAUCCCUUCUCCUGAGGCUAAGUCCCCUAUCUCCAAAUCUCCUGAACCAAUCAAAUCCCCCCAAAGAGUUAGGUCACCACAGCAAAUGAGGUCUCCAGUCUCACCAAAGUCACCAACACCUAAGUCUCCCACACCAAAAUCUCCCACUCCUAAAUCCCCAUCUCCUUCAGAGGCCAAACAAAUUGUUUAUCAAAAUAAGUCAUCAAAGCAAAUCAUGUUCCCUAAUGUUGAAAAGAAGCCAUCCUUUUCAGCUGGACUGAUUGACAUCAAAGUAACACCUGGUUCUUCAGAGCAGUGCAUAAAUGGAAUACUGGACAAUAACCAGACAAGGACCAUCGGGUCUAUUUGUCAACAUAAUCAAAAGAUUUUCACAUCCCAAGACCAAUCAGUGGAAGACCUCAUUUUAAAGGCCCAAUGCUUUUUAGGACAGCCAAGGAACCAAAAUGUGAAUGAGGGAGAAAAUGAUGAAUUCACCUGUGUAAUUGGAGGAUAUCCUUCAUCUAAAGAAGAGUGGUUAAAGAAUGACAGAAAAGUAAGUAUUUUUAGUUGCCAGUACAUUUAAAAUAUAACAAGCAGAAGUUCAUCUUCAUUUAAUGGACCUAAAAGGGAAUCAACUCUAUUAUCUCUUUUUGCAGAUAUCUAUCAUGUCAAAUAUCAUACAGGGCCAGAGAUUUUCAUGGUCAUUUAAGAUCUUAUAACACCAUGCUAAAAAUACAAACAUGCAUGCACAAGCAAACAUAUAAUACUGUGCAAAAGUUUUAAGGGAGUUUAAAAAUUUAACAAAAUUCAGGUACUGAACUAAAGAGAAAUCUAUAACAAAACUGAUUUAUAAGCUUUGACCACUCCUUUGCUUCAAAACAUCCUCUAGUUCUUCAUUUACACACUGUUUAUGCAGGACGUGGCGUGAAAGGUUAUUUUAGACAUCUUGGAGAUCUAACUGUAGAUCUUCUAUGGAUUUAGGCUUUUUCCCAUUCUUCUGUCUCUACAUUUAAUCACAGACACACUCAAUGAUGUUGAGAUGAAGCUUAAAAGCUAAGUAUAAAAGUAACCUAAUUAUUGUUUACUACAUUAACUGUGUCAUGACCCAAGUGGAAGAGGGUAAGAGUCCGCUUUCUUGCAGUCAUUAAGCUGGUCAAAAGUAGUUACCUUUGCAGGGUGGCUGGACGUUCCCAUAGAGGUUAGGGUGUAAAGCUCAGUCACCCUGAGGGCACUCAAAGUAGAGCCUCUGUGUCUCCUCAUGAAGAGGAGCCAGUUGAGAUGGCUCAGGCACCUGCUUUGGAUAGCAAUUGGACCCUUCACUGGGGAAAGUGCUCCAGGCAUGUCCCACUAGACAAGGACACUGGGAGGACCCAGAACUUACUGGAGAGACAACAUCCUUCUGCUGACCUAAAAGAAGAGCUCCAGUAGGUGGGCAAGAAGGGACAAAGGCCAAGUGUAGAUGUUUUUGCAAAUACUGCUGCCUCCUCAACCGAGUCCCGAAUGAGUGGUAGAAAAUGGAUGGAUGGAUGGAUGAAUGGCGUGUCUAGAAACACCUUUUGCAGCACAGCAAAUCCACAUGCCUUGUCAGUUUUAGUUACUUUUUUUACAUGUCUUUUAACAAUUACAUUUAUCUUUAACAUAAAUUUUUACUUUCAAAUGACUUCUAUAUUUAGCUUUUAAGCAACCAUUCUUUUAAAUCAUACAUGUUGCAUGUUUCUUUGUAUUACUUGUGACAUAAAGGAAACAAAAAAAUGCUGCAAAAAUGAGAAAAGUAGUUAAAUCUAACAAAAUGUUUAAUUUUAUUUUUUAUCUCAGUUUUUUAUUUGUUGAACUUUUGCAUUUGAUGACACAUAACUAAGUGAAUGUUUGCUAUAAUUAGUUUAUUAUAGACCUAACUACAAUAGUUUAAAGCAGGGGUCUCAAACUCAAUUCAGCCAGGGGCCGCUGGAGGCAGAGUCUGGGUGAGGCCGGGCCGCAUCAGGAUUUUCAGAAAAAAAAUCGCUAAUAAAACAUUCCAAUUCUUC